AUGUCUGGAUCGAUAAGAAAUCACCUGAAACUAUCCAAUGCUAAGGAAGAGAGGAAGGUAAGAGGUGAACUCACUUACAGUUUGUACAUCCUGGCACAUAGUUCACCCUGCCUGGCACUGCUCGGGGCUUGGCAUAGUUCAUAAGGCAUAAAGCACUGCAUAGCCCAUGGAGCAUAAUGCCUGGCAGAGCGCAUUGCUUUCCCAGCCUGGCACAGUCAUGGGGCAUUAAGCAGACAAAGUCUGUCUGACAGAACUUGGGGUAUAAAAGCCUGACAUCUUUCCCAGCCUGGCAGAGCUCACAGCUCAGUCUGCCUGGCAGAACUUACAGGGUAUAAUGUCUGACACGUCUUUGACAGCCUGGCACAGCCCACAGCUCAGUCUGCCUGGCAGAACUUAUUGGGUUUAAACCGGACAUCUUUCCCAGCCUGGCACAGCUCAGUCUGACUGGCAGAACUUAUAGGGUUUAAAUUGGACACAUUUUUCCCAGUCUGGCACAGCUCACAGCUUAGUCUGACUGGCAGAACUUAUUGGGUUUAAACCUGACACAUCUUUCCCAGCAUGGCACAGCUCAUGAUGCACAAAAAACCUGUCACCGCUCACCGUGUUUAGUUCAUAGUUCAGGGAUGCAUCCUAACAAAACUGAGACUUGAAGAUUUCCCUAUUUAAUUGGAGAUGGUUUUAAAUCACAUUUAUCUGAGAACACUCACAAUGAACAUUUAGAACAUAUUUUAACGGCUUGCUUAUAUGUGAUUAUAGUGAGCUCCAACAUUAUCAGGGACCACAAAUGAUGCGUUGAAAUCCAGGAACAUAUUUCUUGACAUUCACUAUUCAAAGUAUUAUGGUAUAAAAAAAGAAGGGUAAACGCCUACUGUAAGUCUUAUAGUACAUCAAUAGCUUCAAUUCUGCAUUUGUGCAUAACUUUCUGGCUAAGGGUGAUAAGAGUUGCAAGGCCACAGAUAGACUAGACUUGCUGAAUUAUUAACAAAAUCUAGUUAGAUGUGAUGCACAGAUAUGUCUGUGCUGCAUAUCUACCUGCAGUGGGCAAUUUCACAAACAAAUUAAUAUAGUGGCGAAGAGGUUAUUCAGCAAACAGUGUGUUUUGGUGGAAUGGCAAAUGAACGUUCUACAAUUAAGCUAUCUUGUCCAACAUUUCCAAGCCAGUUGUCAAUUAAUCACAUUUCUCAGUGACUUUUACCCAGGGCCGGAUUUACAUGUCAGGUGCCUGUAGUCACAGAAUUCUAAGGUGCCCCAUUCCCCUAAAAAGUAGAAGCCAAUAAAGUGGGUUAAAAACAUUUAUAAUUUGGACUUUGCUGGCAUAAAACAUCUGGACAUAUAUAAUGUAAUGUAUUUUAUUUUAUUUGAAACUGUGAUUACAUGCAACAAGUUAAAAGUGGUGAGGGUAAAGGGGUUAGAGAGGGGUUAAUUUUAGAGUUAGAUUAAAUAGGGUGUUUGAUAGGAAUGUUUAGGAUCAUUGGAUUUAUGGUUAGAGUGGGGUUAGCUUUUAGAUUGGGAUACAAGUUAUGUUUAGUUUUAAGAGGAGUUAAACCUAAGUUGGAAGAAAUAUAUAUUUUUUGAGUGCUUAAAACUGGGAACAAUGUAAGGGUUUCUUUAGGUUUUGGGAGGAGUUGAAGUAAAGCACUUACUGUCCUCUGUAGUCCAGCCAGCCUCCUGUAAGUGAUAACAGAGCUGCAGUAGUUGUUAUAUAAGGUGCAGCACUCAAUGCUGUCCAGGCUCCUCCUGCUAGGCAUUCCCUGUGUGAGAGGCUGUUACUGGGUAGAUGGGAAAUCAGAACUUCCUGUCCAGCUUCACACACAGACACUGAAGGAGCAGGGACAGCAUUGAAUUUUAGCUCUGCUAUCAUGCAUAGGAAGCUGGCUGACAUGCAUAGGCCAAGACUCCUUGUACUUAUCUCCCCAGUCCCCACCAGCUCACUUAAAAGUAACACUAUAGCAUCAGGAAUACACAUCUGUAUUCCUAAGGCUAUAGAGUCCCUCUAACUAGAAGUAUUAGGUUCUCCCCAGAAGGCUCUCUCGGCAUGGCUGACCUCUCCUCCACCGUGAGGGUCCAAUCCAAUGCUCCUCAGAGAAGCAUUGGGGACCUAAGGUGCAUGCAAGGCAAAUACCAAGCUCAUCCAAAAUUCCCCAUAAGAACCUAUGGUGCUUCCGCGUCAAAUGUUACUUGGUCUGUGUCAGUAUGACAGCCACUACAGGAGUUCUCGAAAACUGCAAUGAUUUACAUUGCAGGAGUAAGGGUUUUAGGGACACUGCACCCAGACCACGUCAAGUAGAUGAUACAAAAAGGCACAUUGUAAGUUCUAAAAACAGACCCCCCCUAAUGAACAUGCACCUGUAGGCUGGUGGUGACUGUCGAUUAUGUGAUAUCCUGCCCUGACUAAACCCUAGACUAUAUACAUCAGUAGUAGCCAUACAUUAGCUUUCCAACUAUUGUAGAACUACAGACCUCAUGUUGCAUUAAAAACGUGCACAACUACAAGAUGGCUUAUCCAGGCACCCAUUUCUGAUCCGAGGGAUUAUCAGGUGAUUACCAAUGUUUUUUGAGAUUGUUCAAAUAGAGCACACGUAAAGGGACACUAUAGGCACCCAAGCCGCUUCAGCUCUGCAUGAGGACAAUCCCACAGGAAAACGUUAAUUUAAUGCUUUCCUAUAGGGAUUUCCUAAGGUGUUCACCUCACAUGCGCAUUAGUUCCCCACGUUGGAGGGGGUGGAGCUCCUACCCAGCGAUGAGGAACAUCGGCGCUGGGAUCAGGUAAGUAAAUAAAAGGGGUUUUAACCCUUUAUUGGAUUGGGAGCACGAGGAGGGAGACAGAGGCAGCUAUAGUGUUAGGAAUAGAAGAUGGUAUUCCUAACAUUAUAGUAUCCCUUUAAGAUACAACAAACUUUAACAUCAAUCAUUAUUAAGCAGGUGUCGCCACCAGGGAACACUUACACAACCAGGUAAUCAAGUAAUAUUAAAAUGUACACACAUGAUCAUGUUUUGCUGAUAAAAGCAGUAUAAUUAAAAUUGAAUCUGUAUAUCUAUACUUGUCUAAGACCAGAAUGUCUAACACAAUCAGCCAGCCUAAACCACCACUACAGUGAAUGUCUUCUUCAAUCUUUAUCACAGCUCAGGAAGCCUCUCAUUGAACGCAAACGGAGAGAGAGGAUCAACACCUGCCUGGAGCAACUGAAAGAGACCGUGGUCAGAGUGUUCCAGCUUGAUGUAAGCCAUUGGUGUAGUAUAUUCUAUCACCACGAUUUGCAAAGAAAUAUAGAAUGUGACGGCAUAUAAGAACCAUUCGGACUAUCUAGUCUGCCCAAUUUUCUAAAUACUUUCAUUAGUCCCUGGCCUUAUAUUAUAGUUAGGAUAGCCUUACGCCUAUCCCACGCAUGCUUAACCCCUUAAGGACACAUGACAUGUGUGACAUGUCAUGAUUCCCUUUUAUUCCAGAAGUUUGGUCCUUAAGGAAUUAAACUCCCUUACUGCACAAAGCACUAACAUAUACCAUGGCACAGCACUAUACACACACCAUAGGUUCACAUAGCAAAUUACACAGCACCAUUCACACCAUAGGUACGAACAGCAAAUUACACAGCACUAUGCACACCAUAGGUACGAACAGCAAAUUACACAGCACUAUGCACACCAUAGGUACGGACAGCAAAUUACACAGCACUAUGCACACCAUAGGUACGGACAGCAAAUUACACAGCACUAUGCACACCAUAGGUACGGACAGCAAAUUACACAGCACUAUGCACACCAUAGGUACGGACAGCUAAUUACACAGCAUUAUGCACACCAUAGGUACGGACAGCAAAUUACACAGCACUAUGCACACCAUAGGUAUGGACAGCAAAUUACACAGCACUAUGCACACCAUAGGUAUGAAGAGCAAAUUACACAGCACUAUGCUCACCAUAGGUAUGGACAGCAAAUUACACAACACUAUGCACACCAUAGGUACGAAGAGCAAAUUACACAGCACUAUGCAUACCAUAGGUACACACAGCAAAUUACACAGCACUAUGCAUACCAUAGGUACACACAGCAAACUACACAGCACUAUGCACACCAUAGGUAAGGACAGCAAAUUACACAGCACUAUGCACACCAUAGGUACACACAGCAAACUACACAGCACUAUGCACACCAUAGGUACACACAGCAAACUACACAGCACAGGUAUGUACAGCAAAUUGCAUAAUGGUGAGAUACCAAAAAUAGCUAUACUUUUAAAAAAUACUAAUUGAACAAAUUAGGUACAAAAUUUACAUUUUUAUUAGCUCUAGUGUGAUACUUAUGAUUUUGUUUUUUCUUCAAAACCUAACAGGAUAAUCCAAACUGCCCAUCUAUUCUGCUUUCACUAAGAGUUCAUUUAAUUUAUGCUACUUUUUAGCUUGUGGCUAGAAACUUUUGGAAAGUCAUAAAUAAACUUCAAACUCCCCCAAUCCACUCCCAACCCUCCACUAUCAAAGUGGAUAACCAAACCUUGCAACUUCCCUUAGAUCUUUAUUUAGAUCUAACUUUAAUUUUAGACAAUUAUUUUGUCGGAUGCUCUACUGCCCUGAUUGCCAAACUAAUAAAUGACACGCAUCCUGAAACUACAAAUGUGGAUCAGGUCCCACUAAAUUUGCGAAGGCCCAAUACUACUUUGGUUUCUAAUUAUCGCCCAAUAUCAUUGCUCCCGGUAUUGUCAAAAUCUUAGAAAAAUUUGUCCAUAUGCAACUAUGUGAGUACUACCAACAAUUAAACUAUCUGACCCCUGAUCAAUCGGGCUUUCGCCAGAAUCACUCCACUACAACUGCCCUCCUAAAAGUUUGCAAUGACAUCCAAACUGGCAUGGAACAAGGAGCCCUAACUGGAGCUAUUUUCCUUGAUUUUGCUAAGGCCUUUGACACAGUAGACCACAACAUUCUACUGCACAAACUCAAAAACACAGGUAUUGGUGAUCGUUCGCUAACCUGGUUUCGAUCGUAUGUAUCGGAUCGCUCGCAAUAUGUGUCCAUUUCUGACAGCGAAUCCCUCCCUCUCCCAGUCACGUGUGGUAUUCCCCAAGGUUCCAUUCUCGGCCCCCUACUAUUUACAUUAUUUAUAAAUGAUCUGCAAAUCCUCAAAUGUACACAUGUACGCAGAUGACACAGUAAUCUAUGCGAGCAAAUCCAAUUUACCGCAGCUUGAGGCUGUGCUCCAAGACCAGUUUACAGAGGUAGAAAAGUGGAUCGCAAAAAACAAACUCUUCCUGAACACGGACAAAAAACUGUCACAAUGAUCUUUGGAACAGUACCUAAAUUACACAAAUUACACAAUUCCCACCUAUCAAUCAAAACAAAUUCAAAUAGCACACUGACCGCAGUCCACUCUUUCAAAUACUUAGGUAUGAUGUUAGACCCCAAUCUAUCUUUUGGCCUGCACACAGAAAAGCUUGCAUCUAAACUUUAUCCAAAACUAGGUGCCCUGUACAGAAACAAAUCCUGCCUAAGCCCUACAGUAAAGGAAAAGAUUGUACAGAUGCCAAUCAUUGAUUAUGGGGAUGUAGAAUAUGCAUCUGCACCGCAAUCCCACAUUAAUAAACUCAACACAUUGUAUAACUUGUUCUGCCGAUUUGUGCUACAAUGUAAUUACAGGACUCACCAUUGUGACAUGCUAAAAGAACUAAACUGUCUGUUGCUGGAAUCCAGACGCACCCUUCAUCUUUCCAGCCUUGUGUUUAAAGGGACAAUAUAGUCACCUGAACAACUUUAGCUUAAUGAAGCAGUUUUGGUGUAUAGAACAUGCCCCUGCAGCCUCACUGCUCAAUCCUGUGCCAUUUAGGAGUUAAAUCCCUUUGUUUAUGAACCCUAGUCACACCUCCCUGCAUGUGACUUGCACAGCCUUCCAUAAACACUUCCUGUAAAGAGAGCCCUAUUUAGGCUUUCUUUAUUGCAAGAUCUGUUUAAUUAAGAUUUUCUUAUCCCCUGCUAUAUCAAUAGCUUGCUAGACCCUGCAAGAGCCUCCUGUAUGUGAUUAAAGUUCAAUUUAGAGAUUGAGAUACAAUUAUUUAAGGUAAAUUACAUCUGUUUGAAAGUGAAACCAGUUGUUUUUCCAUGCAGGCUCUGUCAAUCAUAGCCAGGGGAGGUGUGGUUAGGGCUGCAUAAACAGAAACAAAGUAAUUUAACUCCUAAAUGACAGUGAAUUGAGCAGUGAAAUUGCAGGGGAAACAUCUAUACACUAAAACUGCUUUAUUUAGCUAAAGUCAUUUAGGUGACUAUAGUGUUCCUUUAAGAGUUUUUCUGGGAAACUUCCACCCUACCUGAACAAAAUGCGUUCCCCAGCUGUUCCCACUUCAUAUAACCUCCGAUCCAGUACCAACACUUUAUUUAACCUACCGCAAUACAAAAAGAACGACCUCCCGCACAAUUUAAAAUCUUCCCUAAGCCUAAAGUCCUUUAAGAGAUCCCUCUCUACAUACCUCAAAACAGAAUGCACCUGUCAUGGUUGAUUAUAUAUUUCCUACCUGUUCUAUGUUAAAUGUUGUAUUUAUUGUGUAUUAAUAUUGGUUUUGUAUUUUAUUGUACCCUAAUGUAACAAUGCAAUGAUUUGUGGACCCAGGACAUACUUGAAAACGAGAGAAAUCUCAAUGUAUCUUUCCUGGUAAAAUAUUUUAUAAAUAAAUAAAAUAAAUAAUUAAUGAGUAGCAGGGUUUACUAAAUGUAAAAUUUCAUCAGUAGGAACAGAACAUUCCUGGAUACCGCUACUUAAAUCCAGUUACUAAGUAGUGGUAAGUACUCCUAUUAUUCUCUACAGGAGAUGCCAACCGCUACUUAGCGACUAGUUUCCAAGUGGUUUCUGGACUUGUCACUACUGUUAAUGGUUGAUGUGAACCAGUCUAUUACAUAGUUCAAAUUAGUUAACGACAGCUAAAUCCUUAUAUACACUACGGAAAAAAUAUGUUAGCUUAACGGCAUUACAUAGAAACCUUAAAGCACGUAUCAAAACAUAUUAAACCAUAAAAUCGAACUGCAAAAGGCCAUACACAUGCUGUAAAACAAAAUUAUUCUAGAAAAGUGCAUGUUUCUUUUAAAUGAACAAUAGUUCCAUAGAGAUGUAUCUGUCAUGUCACAAUAUCACUGUUUAAUGCACGGUAUACAGUGUCCCUAUCUGCUGCUAAGGCCAAUCACAGGGUGAAGUACACAUGCUCUGUUUUUAUUUCAAAAUAAUAUAUUUAUAGCACAAAAACUAACUACAUUAUUGAGAUAUUAAUAAUUAAUAUAUUAAUAAUAUCUUCCAAUAUAGCAUAUUAUAUCUUCCUUUAAAAUUUUGAGUGUUAAAGGAACACUUCAAACACCAUAACCACUCCAGGACACUGUAGUGUUUGUUUUGCCCCAAAGAUAACGGUUUGACUUCUUACUUGGUGGAUCACGAGGCACCGCUCCACACCUUCUUUGUGCCGGUGGCUCUCUUUAUUCACCAGAUGAUGCUCUCAGUCAGUGAGCUAGCCCUGCACUGAAUGGCUUUGCUCGGUAGAGCUAAUGGUAGCUUCUACGCAGAAGCUUCCAGUUUUCCUUCCGGCAGAGAGGAGGCAGGGAGCAGCACCGACGGACUUAAGAUAAGAAGUCUAACUAUUAAUAAUCAGUUUGACUAUUUACAAUGGGGGUUUGUGAGUGCACUCCAGGCAGCAUUACCACUGGUACUCCUUAGGCCAGGUUACAAUGGGAAAACCGCUGUUGCAAAAAGGCACAUCAUAAUUUCAUAUGGUCAUGAAGUGACAGGAAAUGAGCAUUCAAGGUGAAUAUUUGAAAAGUGUUUAUGGCAAAUAUGUUAAACAUUGCUAUGGCUGCUAUGCCAUGUUAGUACACAGUACAUAGACAGGGGGACACAACAUCUGUAGGGCUGUUUCUGGGUUCUCUGGAUGACUUUGUUUGAUUUUCUUCAAGUGUCAAGUUUGCUGUGAAAUACAUGCGGUGUCUGUGUUACAUUAUGUGCAAUUGGUAUCUAUAUGUGAUUUUGUUAGUAAAUUAAUAACUCAUCAUUAGUGAUGUCCCGAACGGUUCGCCGCGGACUCAUCAUUGAGUAACCUUUGACCCUGUACCUCACAGUCAGCAGACACAUUCCAGCCAAUCAGCAGCAGACCCUCCCUCCCAGACCCUCACACCUCCUGGACAGCUCACUAAGAAUGCAGCUUCACAAUGGAUGCGGUCCAGGAGGUGGGAGGGUCUGCUGCUGAUUGGCUGGAAUGUGUCUGCUGACUGUGAGGUACAGGGUCAAAGUUUACUCAAUGAUGAGUCCGCGGCGAACCGUUCGGGACAUCACUACUCAUCAUAUCAGAUUCCAAUGUAAUGUGAUGUUUUUAAACAAUUCACCUCCAAUUCCAGUGCUUUUGCAUACAGGAUUCCCUUUACAUUUGCUCUUCAUCAUACCCUUUACUUGACAUGAUGUUAGCACAAUACGUGCUAUGAGUGAAUAGUAAAGGGAACCAUAAAACAUGGUAAUUAAUGUUGGAUAAUCCAUAGGGGCAAAUACAGGCAACGCCAUACCAGAUAAAUGGUAAGGGAAGCAACACAGUGAAGGCCCCUUCUCUUGUUCUUUACCAUGUUAUUCUGAAAUGUGGCCACUAGAAGGCAUCAUAAGUCCAAGUGUUAAGGUUUUAUCUGAAAGACUAUUUUUGGGAAACUGUGUAAUAUGAAACUAUAAUUCUAUACAGAAUGCAUACAUAAAUUUCCUCAGAGUGACUAGACCCAUUUUAAAACACACUCAACAUCCUCUGUUCAUGUGUACAACUUGUAUUGUUGCAAAUACUUGUCUGUUAGUCUAACUGUAGAGUUGGUCAGUACAGUGCUGCGGAAUUUGUUGGUGCUUUCUAAAUAAUAAUAAUAAUAAUGGGUAAAAACCUAGGCGUGGGGUCUUGUCAUCUUUCACUGAUCACUAUAUUUUCAUUUGUACAUUUUAGGUGUCAGAAAGUAGAUUCCACAGGACCUUAGGCAUGGUACCAGUUCAGGGCCUCCCUUCAGUCUUAGUAUGUGCCAAGUUUGGGCACGUAUAUUUGUGGUGCGCUGCCCCUAACACCAGUAUGUUAAAGUAUGAAUCUGGGCAUCAGGAACAAUACAAUGUAAUUAAUAAGGAUUGUGCUCAGGACAAUUAUGUGGCAGGAUUUUAAAAGUUGGAUUAAACAGUAGCAACAUUCCAUUGGUUUCCAUGGUGACUUAAAUCCGAUCUUAAAUGGUGGCUCGAAUUCCGAUCUUAAAUAAACUCCCAUUGUAGGUUUUAACAUUUUUUUAAUGAAAGUCGACAAGUUUAACAUAGACAGUGAAUAUGAAUACUUCACCGUGACUCCUGAGUAGUUGUGUACUGUCUUUUCAGCAAUCUAAGCUGGAGAAAGCAGACAUUCUGGAGAUGACAGUCAGACAUCUGGAGAAUAUCCAGAAAACAAAAAGUACAGGUAAGACAGAUCUCUGGAUAAGCAUGGAAAAAGAUGGUCCUAGCAGACCAUGGAUUGUGUACUUGGGACUCCAGUGAACCUAAAUAUGUGACUUUAAUGACAAUGCCUAGCAUUCUGUGAGGUUUAUAAACCCCUUUUGUGGCAUAAUAGCCACAUUCAUCGAUUCCCACAGUUCUCUUCAGUUUGAAGAGUUGUGCUGUGAGCUUGCACUCACAGUAGAACCCCAUACCUGACCGGAGUGUGGUGUUCUGAGCAGGGCAGGGCAUGCGCAUUCAUAGAACAAUUCCUGCAAGGGAGACUGACAUGCAGUGCAUAAUCAUGCCAUCCAAAAACUGAAUGAAUGAGUAGGGCAUUUAGACUUCUGCAUAUGUUGUCAAUGGGUAGGUUGCCACAGUUUUAGAAGAAAAUUUGACAUCAUUCAAUUUUAGAUUUGUAGGGACAGCGUUCUAGAACCAUAACCAUUACAAUAAACUGUGGUGGUUAUGGUCAUUGGCGUAUUUAAAAUAUAUAUAUAUUUUAAAUAAAGCACAAUCCGUUUAUUUAUAAGGCAUAAUACGAAAUGAAAGCAUCUGUGCCAAAGUACAAAAAGAGGAGCAAUCACCCUACACUGUUCUUGUCCACGGAUCCAAUUUUAUAAAAAAAAAAUAAAUAAAAUAAAUAUAUAUAUAUAUUUUGCCUAAGGCUUGUGGUAGCAGAAGUAAGGAUGUACUGUAGGUGUGCGCAGGGAAAAUGCAGAUCUUUUCUUAAAGAUUCUGCUAAGGAUACAUCUUAAAGGGAAAGUCUGGGCACCAAAACAGGCUUUGGUCACCUUAAAAUUCUGGGGGGUUUUUUGUCUCUUUUAAUAGUGUUUGCAAAAAAAUUUAAUAUAAAAUGUUUCGCCAUAAGCUUGACUCCUAAACCACGUAUCUGAUCUAAAAAAAUAUUUGCUUAUCGAUGUAUGUACACAGUUCAGACACUGACAGUAAUGAGUGAGUUUAACUACAAUAAGCAAAGCGGCCUAAUUUAGAAGGGGAAGACAUCCAGGCAGACAUCCAGUAGGUAUAUCGCUACAUGCAUGUCUGUUUCUCUGUCUUUAGUUUGGUGAAAUAUGGUUGUAGAUUAAAUGAAGAUGUUUCAUUGUAUUUUUCGAGCAUAUUUUAGGCAAAUAAACUAUAACUUGAAGAAGAUACCCAGAGCAGGCACCAAAUUGUCAGACUUAAUCAAAACAAGUAUAUACUUCCUGUAUUCUAGAUAUACUGUGUGCAGCUAAUAGCACUCUAUGUAAUUAUUUGCAACCAUAAGGCAUUUUCUCUGCCACUAGAGGGUGCUCUAUAUCAGGUGUUCAAACAAACCACGUUGCAGUACUUCUGGAAUCAGUGUAGAACUGAGAAAUAUACACAUACAGAAAACUUAUGUCUAAGUUAAUAAUUUGUAGCUGCAUUACAAAAUUUAGAAUACUAGGCAAUAUAGAAAAACAUUUUAAAAUUUAACAUUUUAACAUUUUGGGAUUCAAGUUAAAAUUUGUACAGCUAGCUAGUUCCAGGGAAAAAGUGGCUUAACUAAUGUAGAGAACGGACUGGUGCCAGAAUUCUUUUGCCCCCUUUCCCCCCCUUCAAGCUCCUACCGCAAGGGUGGACAAAAGGUAAAUACCAUCUUUGUAUGGAGAAUGUGUGCGUGAAUAUAGGGCUGUGUUUGUAUGUAGUGUCGGCAUUUGAAUGCAGACAUAAUUUGGUAUGUAAUGCUGAUUUUUGAAUGUUUAGUGUAAUUAUAUAUAAUGUUGGUGUUUUAAUGCAGAGGUGGUGUUGUGAGUAGUGUUGAUUUUUGAACAAAGGGGUGUGUUUUUAUGUAUAGUGUUGGCAUUUGAAUGCUGAGAUGUAUGCAAAUACACACUGCCGCACAUGCAGACAAAUAGACACAAAUACACAGACAUAGAGAUACAAACACUGGCACACAUACAGACACACAGAUGCACAGAUACAAACACUGACACACAUACAGACACAUAUGCUAGUCAAAAUUAGUCACCCUCUAGUUUAGUACCUUUUGAGUACAAGAGGGUUCCUGGGGUCAGAUCUGCUGGUUGAGGCUGUUGAGAGUCAGAGUUUGGCUCUCCUAGUUCAUGCCCUCCCUGCCUACUACUCUGUCCUACACUCACUCCCACUUGACUCAGUCUGUGUUAUCUGGGAGGAAAUCACAGGCUCUCACUUCCUCCCAGCACUGGCUACCGGUAUGAGAGGGCCAAGUUGAGCUUUUAAAGAGUGUAACGCAUGACCAGGCCCCUCAUGACACAUGUCCACUGGGUCCCCCUAAGCUCAUGGGCCAAACGAUUGGACCCCUCAUCAUUUGGUAGUUCCAUCGCUGCUGAAAAGUUCAACUUAUUGUAUGAAGCGUUAAAUGACUGAUAAGGGUUAAUUUAUCAUAUCUCCCAAUAGUUCAUAUUUUCUAGGAGCUUCAUAUUGUUGGUGUACAAAUUAAUAAACUCAAAGCACAUAUUGUAAUAUUGCAUAGAAAAGAUUUGAGGAAGGCUGAAUGCUGAAACAUUGGGGUGUUCGUGAAUCUCCUUCUCGGGGUAAGUAUAUCCUAGAUCUUUUCAUAUUUUGGAUUUGCAGCGAGCACUUUAGUGCCUGGGUCUAUGUGGCUGUUUGCAUGGUUCAUCUUUCUGCAUAUUUGCACUUAAUAUUUGUGGGUAUAUUUUAUUUUAUUCUGUUCUGUGAAAAAUAAGAUCUUUUCUAUGCAAUAUUCCAAGGUGUGCUUUGAGUUUAUUAUUUUCUACGUAAUUUAUGGACCUUAAAGGGAAGUUGGUUAUUUUUCACUUAUUAAAGGGACACUAUAGUCACCUGAACAACUUUAGCUUAAUGAAGCAGUUUUGGUGUAUAGAACAUGCCCCUGCAGCCUCACUGCUCAAUCCUCUGCCAUUUAGGAGUUAAAUCCCUUUGUUUAUGAACCCAUGUCACACAUUCCCUGCAUGUGAGUUACACAGCCUUCCAUAAACACUUCCUGUAAAGAGAGCCCUAUUUAGGCUUUCUUUAUUGCAAGUUCAGUUUAAUUAAGAUUUUCUUAUCCCCUGCUAUGGUAAUAGCUUGCUAGACCCUGCAAGAGCCUCCUGUAUGUGAGUAAAGUUCAAUUUAGAGAUUGAGAUACAAUUAUUUAAGGUAAAUUACAUCUGUUUGAAAGUGAAACCAAUUUUUUUUUUUUUUUUUAUGCAGGCUCUGUCAAUCAUAGCCAGGGGAGGUGUGGUUAGGGCUGCAUAAACAGAAACAAAGUGAUUUAACUCCUAAAUGAAAGUGAAUUGAGCAGUGAAAUUGCAGGGGAAACAUCUAUACACUAAAACUGCUUUAUUUAGCUAAAGUAAUUUAGGUGACUAUAGUGUUCCUUUAAGCACCCUGCACUUUGAAAGCAGCAUGUUAUGCACACAAAUCCACAUCUGUAGAGUGCUAGCUAUUUUUUGUAUGUAUAUCAUAUUGUUGGAGGUGUGUCUGAGUGUAUACCAGAGCUCACAUCAAAAAUACUCACAGUAAUGUAUCUUUAAACUACAAUAAGUGUGUUUAGAAAUAAUUGUGUUAUAAAUAAAGAAUAAAAAAAAAUUCUGUUAAUAAGAUAGUGUUCUUGUUUUUAAUUACAAUUUAGUUUCAUAAAUUGUUAUUAGAAGUCACCCCAAUGUUCUAAGAACAGUACUGCCCCUGGCCACACCAACACGCAUACCCUUAAAAUUUACGUUUGCUUCUUUAUCCGUUUGAAGUGUUGGGAGGUAUGAUUUAUUGAGAGCUUAUGUUGGAAGCUCCCUAUUUAAGCAACAGCUUGUUCAGGACACACAUGUCGAUGUGUUCCAUCCCAGCAGGACACGCAUACAUUGUUAUUUACUAAUGUGAGAAUUCAAAGAGAAUUUGUAAUCCAAUGCCACAGUAGCCAAGCUCAAAGCAAAGAGCUGAUCUUUGCUAUUUUGACCUUAAAUUUGAAAUUCACUUUGAAGUCUCACUUUCGUGAAUUACCCUGACAAGGAUAGAAGAGCAAAUGCAUGGUAUACUUUCUGCGAUUUCCGCUAUUGCUCUAUGCAUAUAUUGUGCCGCUAGGUUUUUGAUUGUUAAUGUUUAACUUGGAAUUAAAAUAAUUAGACCGGUUUUAUUUCCUGUGAAAAUUUGGGUCCUGAAGCAAUGGUUGAUUUUAUUUAAUAAAUACAUUUCAAACCAAUACUGAUGAUGAAUAAUAUGUAAUAUUCUAUUUAUAUCUAUUAUAUUUUGACCACCUGAUCACUAUAAGCAAUUCUGUUUUAAAGGAACACUCCAAGCACUAUAACCACUACAGACCACUGUAGUGGUUAUGGUGCCAUCCGAUCCCACAAUAAGAUGUCAAACCAUUUUCUGCUCUUAUUGCAUCUGGUCUUCUUCAGUAGGGUGACCAAUGCUCUAGUGGUUAUGGUGCUUGAAAUGUUCCUUUAAAUAGUAAUUUUUGAAUGAUGCUUAUAAAUUAUUUGUAUUGACAAAUGUAUAUUUUACAUGAUGAAAAGAAAAAUGUAUUUCAUUCAUAAAUGCCAUUGCAGUAAUAUAAAACGUCAAAGUGCUUAUUCACGAACAUCUAAAUUGCCACAAUUUAAAAUUGCAGAAUUUGGGUCAAAAUAGCCUAGCUUUGAUUACAGCUGAGUUAUAGAAAUUUUCCAUCUCACUUAUUGUUGCCUAAAUCUUGACAUUCAGAUUUUAUUUUGCUCCCAUUAUGAGUUUGCAAAAUCCCUUAACCUGACAGCAAUAUUUUUUCUACAAAAAUCUAUAUACAUGUGUGUGUAUGAGUAGCUCAUUGACUCUGGUAUAUAAUUUACGCUUCAGCAGAAUUAUAAAUAGAGAUCAAGAUAUAUUUUUUUAGCAGAAUGAAAGUAAACACAUUUAAUCUAUUUAUUAUUAUUAUUAUUAAUACUGCUACUUUUUACUGUGGUCCAUUUACAUGUACAAACUAAAUGCAUUUAUUUACUUUUAAGCCAUGCAAAUAUUGUGGGAAGAAAUGGGAAGGGUACAUAUAAAUAUAACCAUCAUUAUGUCACCAAACUUUCUAUAAUCUCUUUAUAUUGCGGUUUCCUUCCCCAGGUGAGCCUUCUCAGGGUGCAGACACUCAGCAAAGAUUCAGCACCGGAUACAUUCAAUGUGUGCAUGAGCUGCACAGUUUGUUGAUCACCACCGACUGGAUGGACCCGGCCCUGGGAGCACGUCUGCUCAAUCACCUCCUGACAUCUCUCCCUAAGAACAAGGAUGUAGCAUAUGAGCAGGCCCAGCCCUGUAAGGAAGGCUCUCCGGAAUCUCCUUUACCAGCUCUGCGUGAUUGUGAUGCCAAGAAAAGGUCCGCAUGCAAACACAGUGAUGUGAUCAAUGAGCAGACACAGUUCCAGCUCAUAGGCCCUUUAAGUAUGUGGAGGCCAUGGUGAGAUUGUUCUCAGUUAAAGGGGCCUUGUAGUGGAGAAGGAAGGGAACCACCAUAUAACAGAGCCUUUCCCCUAACUAUCUGUCAGGCAAUACCCUAAACCUGUUAUUAAGCUCAGAGUCGUCCCUUCAGGUUACUGUGAAUAGAUGACCAGAGAGUAACCCUACUGUUGGUCAUAGAUUUUCUUCUCUAUAAAUUGAUAUUUGUAUCUUAUAGAUAUGCUUUGUUUAACACUUUGGGGCCUGUACCCCGCUAGGUGUACUAAAGACCAGGUGCUUCAGGCUGAAGUCCCAGAUUUGUAGCCUGCAUUGUAGAAGGCUUAUUCACCCCCUAUUUAUUAAAAAUCUCCCCUCAUGUAACAUUCCUGUUCCUUUUAUUACUCAAUAAAAUUGUGUAAAAUAUUCUCUCAUUUUGUAUUUGUAAAGCAUAUGUGUGUUGUUUUUCCACCGCUCUUGUAAAAUUGCCAGCAAAUGCAUAGAUUAAAUAUUAUAAUUGAUGUUUACAUGCUGACCCCUGCUGAGAGCCUAGAGUUAGGCAUUAUGCCACGUUCAGCAUUUUUGGAGCAUAUAAAGGCACAGACACAGAGCAGCCAACCACCAUACGAAGAGUUCAUACAUCUACGUACAAUGUCUGCAGUGUUGUUAUCUGCACGUUGACCUAAUUCUAUUCUGUGCAAAAGAGCCAAACCUUUCCUGCCUCUUCUCAGGCACGAGAUCUCCAGUUUGUUAUCCAAGUGGUUUAUCUGGUUGAUACAUGUCCCCUUAAAGAUGGGAGACAGAACCAGCAAGAUUAGCGAUCAGAGUUUCCAUAACUGUCAAUCAACUACAAGAAUCAGCAUGCCAAGAGUGAGAAAUUCUUUGGUAGGCCAGCAAAACCUCAGGACAACAGUGAUUACAGAUGGUCAUCAGAACACAAAUUUAAUGAAAAUACAAAUAAAAAAUAAAUAAAAAUGAGUAAGUAGGUGUUUAUAUCAUAAGUGUCUUCAUGAAAAGUAAGUUAGGAAUGCAAACAAUAAGCGCUUGUAUCUAUGCAUGUCAUAAUGGUACCUGUUAAAAUGGAUGUCACUAUCAUUAGUGAUUACCGUCUGUUUCCAUGCUACUUAAACCAGUUAGUGGCUGAUGUAAGUUUUAAUGUCUCCCCCUGAGGUUAAAGGGACACUCCAGACAGCUAAACAAGGUAAGCUUAAAUUAAAGCUAAUAAGCUCAAAUACAUGUGGUUUGUUUAUUUUCUUUCAAUUCUGUGUAGUUUUCCUGCAGUGCUGUAAAAUGUUUUGCGGUUUUCAGCAGUGUAACCGAGCCUCAUUAGCCACCCCCUUUCAAAUUUCAACAUGUUCCUGAUUCCCAGUCUCUGAAAGUAACGUACCUUUUUCAGCCAAGAGAGAGAUAUAGAUAGGUAGAUAGCGUGAAAGAUAUAGAUAUAUAUAUUUAUAGAGAGUGAUAGCACAAAGCUCUAUAGGUAUUUAUGAGUUUGUCUCCUUAUAUUUAUUUAUAAUAAACAAAUUAUACUAUAUGAUACCUAAUGUGGUGAGGAAAUGCCUAUGUGUGUUAUGUAAGUUCUAGUGUCGGAAUGCUGUAUUUGUAGUGUAACUUAGGUUGAGUACUUCUUGGGCAGACAUUGUGGGCGUGUCAUUACUGAUUCUCAUAGAGAAUCCCUGUAGCAUGGCCAUUGGUGGACAGUGCAGCUGAAAUACAGGAAGCAGGGAGAAAGCAAAGGGGGAAAUGACAUGCAAUCAAAAGAGGAGCAGAAAAUCGUAUCAAAGUUACUUCUUAAAGGACCACUAUAGUGCCAGGAAAACACUUGUUUUCCUGGCACUAUAGUGCCCUGAAGGUGCCCCCACCCUCAGGUUCCUCCUCCCGCCGGGCUCUAGGGGGUGGAAGGGGUUAAACUUACCUCUUUCUCCAGCGCCGGGCGGGGGACUCUCCUCCUCCUCCUCGGCUGAAUGCGCAUGCGCGGCAAAAGCGCUCUGCACGAAGCUGGGAGGAAGUGACAUUCGGUCACUUCCUCCCAAAAAACACAAAUAAAAGAGUUACUUGCACCCUAUCCAUAUUUAAAUAACUGGAGUGCUCACUCCAAUGGCCAUUAGAUGUAAGCCCACCUGUCACGUCAAAGCAAACCGUAGGGGAGUCCUACACUAACAAUUCAACUUACUUCCUUCAGCUUCAGGUAAAAAAAAUCUCUAAUGAGACAGAGGGGUAUUUUUAUAAAUACUUAUUAACCCUUAAUAGAGAACUCAUGGGGUGGGCGGCAGCACUGUAACAUGGCUGUGUGACAUUUGUAUUUGCCCUUGUACCACACAGCCAUGUUACAAUGCUGCCGCCCACACCAUGUGUUCCCUAUUAAGGGUUAAUAAGUAUGUAGGUAUUUAGAAAAAAAUUUGAGGUUUAGAAAAAUACCCCUCUCUGUCUCGAUGGGCACCCUUUGCGUGCGGUCCCCGGUGUGGUUCCUAGUUGAGGUAGCACUGGGGAAACAUUUUGUUGCACCCCUGUAUGCAGUGACGGCGUCCCAGCACACAGUUUGGGAACCGUUGCAAGGCCUGCACCUGAGUCUAUGUCUGAAGGAACCUGUAUCCUAUAUGAUGCUAAGAUAAGAAUCUAGCGAACACUGAUCACCUACUACUCCAUAUCAAUAUUAUAAUUAAUAUUUUGAUCAUCAUAUACACCAUUUCUUAUCCCAUACCGCCAAAAUAAAUUAUUUUUCCUUAUUGAGCAAAAAGUGCAGCUUUGGGUGACUUCGGUUGUGCCAAGUCUACAUGCUCUUUUAACCCUUUGAAGGAGACAUGCAUCCCUACUAGUGGGCCAAGGUUAAUUGAGUCACAGAUCCAGUAAGCUCCAUGAUUUAAUUUUUUUUAUUAUUUGGACUAAUGUUAUAUUCUUUCUUAAAGUAGCCAUCAAUGGAUAUAAAAAAUGAAGUAUAUAUAUCAGUAAUUAUGAAAGGUUUCGUGUAGAAGGUGCUAUCUACCACAACCACUUUAAAGUGUUCUACUUUACAUUAAAGGGAUUCUGUAGUGUAAGGAGUACAAAGUUGUAUUCCUUACAAUAUAACUCCUUCUGAUCUCCCUCCUUCUGCGCCCUCAGCAUUGAAAGGGUUACAUUUCUGUAUUCACCCGAUUCCAGUGCCGAUCUCCCUUGGCACUGGGCCAGCGCUUUGCUUCCCUGAUGUCACCCAACAGGACGGCUUAUGCGAAUUCGCGGUGAGUGCAUUAGGCCCUCCCCACAGGAAAAUUGCUUCAUGCAGAGUGUGAGGACAUCUAGCGUCAGUUAUUUGCAAAAAGAGAAAAAAUUAACCGCUCUCCAAUCACGUGAAGAUCCGGGUUGACAAAGACCCUAUCAGGGGUCGAAACGUUGCGGCGUCUCACUUGUCCCAAUAAACACAUUUGAAGAUUCUAGGAGUGCCUGGAUCCUCUUUCUACUACUGAUAUGUUAGGCGAAAAGCCACCUAGUAAGCAGGAAGUGGAAGUGCUUAGUCUUAGUCCUGCAAUGUUAUUAUUGCAGUUUCUAUAAAACUGCAAUGAUUUACAUUGCAGGACAAUGAGAUAAAAGUGGUCUGGGUGUCUGUAGUGUUUCUUUAACCUGUUAAACCAGUUCACAAUAUUACACAACACAGGUCUGGUCAUGUCUCAGCAUCUUCAUCUGUCCUGGCUUUUUGUCAGCGCAAAAGACAAUUUCUGGGGGGCGGAGCUAACCACAAGCCGGACCGGACACCAGACCCGGCGAAAUUUGCCUUCCAACGCCGGCCACACACACUGUUCCCGACCCAAACCACCCUCAACUGACAGGGGGAGCCGUGCUGGGUCCAUCGUUGCCCUUCUUCCAACCUUUAAGGUGCAUAAGCAGCGGGGCCAAUCUGGGGCCUCCUACUCCUGGCCCUCACUAGCUGGGAAUCACUUCCUCCGUGAAUUUGAGGACCCAGAAAGGGGCUCCGUGCCUCUAACCGAGCACACACCAGCCAUGGGGCGCCGCUCACAAAAACAGGGGCUGGAAUCCCACCUGAAACAAGGAUAUCGGGGCCAUGCUGCAGAGGCAAGUACCACACAAGAUGGCACUAGCAGAGGGCAUCCACAGAACACACACCAGUACUCGAGUGGAGGGACAGGGUGCACAGAGUCCCGCAGUUUCCCAAGGGUCACAGACUUCCACAGGCUCCCAAACUGACCAAUCCACUCCCAUGGACACCAAACAUGACCUACUCCAGGAUAUCCAUAAAAUGAUGGCAGCAGAUACCGGUAUCAUCUGAGCAGCAGUGGCGUCACUAGAAUUGGUGUCACAUGGUGCAGUAAUUCAUGGUGUCACCCCAACCCCCUUAAUAAUGUGUAAGUUGUAGUGGUUCUGGUGAUUACAGUGUGUCCCUUUAAUGGGAGGUAAAAUAAAGAUUAGUGCCACUAAUAUACUGGAUUGCCUAGUUACCACCAGAUGAGGACUGUUUGUCUUAGCCCCCCUGUCCCUUAGUGUUCUCCUUGUCUCCCCUCCUCUCCCUUACUUAGAGGUCUCCCCUGUCACUUAGUGCUCUCUCCUCCCCUCCCCUCAUGGUCCUGCCUCUCCCCCCCAUCUUAGUGUUUCUCCCUACUUAGUGGUCCUGUCUCUACCCCAACUCCUUAGUGGUCCUCUCUCUACUCCUUCCCCGCACCUCUUAGUGGACCUACCACUCCCCCACUGGUCCUACCUCUCCCUACCAUCCCCCUUUAGUGGUUCUCACUCCCUCCCCCCCACCCACCCCCUUUCUUGGUGGUCCUCCUCUUCCCUCCCCCCUUGUGGCUACUACCAAUCUCUGUAGCGUGGCCGGGCGGCACAAGUGGCGGGCCGCGGUACAGGAGCUUCUGUUUCCUGUACCUGGCUGGACUGACAGGAAAGGCUCUCUCAGUGAGCACUUCCAGUCAGUCUGGCUGGGUUCAGGAAACUUAUGCUCCUGUACCGCAGUCCGCCAUGCUACACUGAGUGACUGGUAGGAGGGAGCGCUAAGCGCUUCCCUCCUACCGGGUCACUCAAAUCCUGCGCCCCCGGCCGGUGCGCCCUAGGCAACUGCUUAUGUUGCCUAUGGGACACGCCGGCCCUGGGUGUCACCCCUCUGUGAUGCACACCCUGGUGCGGUCCGAACCCCCCGCAUGAGUCCACUGAUGUGAAAAAAGUCACAGCCAGAGUUCAGAAUGCAGAGGAUGAAAUUACUAACAUACACAGUGGCAUGGUACUUUGCAGUAACUUUAAUCAAACCAACAAACACUGGUGACAGCUGUCAACCAUGGAAGACAGAAACCGACGCAAUCAAAUAAAAAUCCGGGACAUCCCUGCCACGAUCUCGACUGACGAGCUACCACAUUAUCUGAGACGCCUCCAGGCAUUGCUCUUACCUCCUGCUGUGGCUCGGAAGAUUGUCCUGGAUGGAAUAUAUCGUCUGUCUACCUCGCUAAAAACAUCACCCACUCAGACACGAGACGUAAUUCUCAAAAUGUUCUUUAUCUCAUGACGAGGGGCACAUCAUGUCAGCACGGAGGGGCAAGACACCGCUCUCUCUCGGAUUCACAGUUAUCCUUUUACCAAGAUCUAACCAGAGCCACACUACAAUGGCGCAAAUCCCUCAUCACUCGUCUCUCCCACAAACCAUACAGAUGAGGAGAGACAAGAUCCCUAUUAGUGACCCACAAGGGAACAACCCAUUCAAUCACUUUAGCAGAAGCACCAAAUCUUCUCUCUUCGCUGGGAUUAUUGGGGCCGACCUCAAGCACAAACCUGCAAGCCUCAACUAGCACCUGGGACCCGGCCACAGUGGUACCCUUCACUCCAAGGGAUGUAGCGAGAAGUCGACCUGACACCUGAAUGCGACUAGUGCUGACGCUUCAUGUGCUGGCCUUGCAGAGUGUUCUGAACCCAAUUUGUUUAUCUGUUGUUGUUUAUUUUCAUGUUCAUUUCUCUUAUCUCCUUCUCUUUUGUUUUCAAUGUUCUAACUACAGCACCGCAACCCUGACAUGGGCCUUAGACCUUCACCCACCAUACGUGGGGAACAACUAAAUACACAAGUUAGCGCGAUGAAACAUGCAAUUGCUACUAAUGUUGGAAAGGCAUUCCCCCUCCCUGCUGCCCCCUUGGUUAGGGGUAACAAUGCAAGGGCAAAUACGUCACUCAACACCUGGGGCUACACCGACUCAUGCGUUCCUUCUAGUUUAACCCACCUACGGCUCAUCAGAACCUCACAUAUAAUUUUCCAAGCCCUGCAUAACUCCAAAAUGCUAGACAAACAUAUUACAUGACCUUCACAUACCUACCAUACCAGCACGUCUUACACUUACUCACCAUGUAGUGCCUUUCACCCUAACCCACAAAAUACUCUAUAUUUACUCAUAAACCAAUCCUCAAAAGCAGGACACAUUCCAGUUACAGAUACAGUUCUUGUCUAUAUCAAAACAAAACAAAAAGUGCAUCUAUUCAUUGAUGUCUAUGUUAUUUUUUGAACAACUCAUUGCUUGAACUACUGACAUGUUUUAUAGGAAAGAUGGGGAAGGCAAGAAAGGGGGAGGGGUGGCCUUGUAUGUGAAGGAUAGCAUAAAAUCUAGCCUAAUAAAAGUUAGUGAGGCAAACAUAGAGUCCUUUUGGGCUACGUUAGAAUUUGGUAAUCACACAGUAACUCAUGUAGGUGUGAUUUAUAGGCCCCCAGGACAAAUUGAAGGGUUAGAUAAUCUACUAGUUGAGGAAAUAGCUAAAAUGACAAUGAAGGGGGAAGUUAUCCUCAUGGGUGACUUUAAUCUUCCUGAUGUAAAUUGGAAAACAAAAUUAGCUACUUGUGCCAGGAGCACACAUAUUCUAAACUCCCUACUGGGAUUGUCUCUAAAACAAGUUGUUGAGGAGCCAACUCGUAAAGAGGCCACACUAGAUUUAGUGUUAACAAAUGGAGAUUUGGUAUCAGAUAUUACUGUAGUUGAAAGUUUAGGAUCCAGUGAUCAUCAGUCAGUGUGGUUUAAUAUAAGAACAGUGACGGAGUCACACCACACAAAAACAAAAGUGACUAUAAAAGCAGACUUUUCUAAAAUUAGAAUAUGGGUAGAGUAGUCAUUAUCAGACUGGAGCAAUUUAAAUGGAGUCCAAGAGAAAUGGGAUUAUUUAAAAGUUGCACUAUUGAAGGCAACAGAAAAUUGCAUUAGGCUUGUCAGUAAAAGCAAAAAAUUCAAGAAAUCACUGUGGUACUCCACAGAUGUGGCCAAAAUAGUUAAAAACAAAAAGUUAGCAUUUAGGAAUUAUAAAAAAAACCAGAGUGAGGAAGACAAAAUGAUCUAUAAGAUUAGGCAGAAAGAGGCUAAGCAAGUUAUAAGAGCUUCCAAAUCACACACAGAAGAGAAAAUAGCACAGUCAGUAAAAAAGGGGGAUAAAACAUUUUUUAGAUACAUAAAUGAGAAAAGAAAAGUAAAACAAGGAUUAGUUAGAUUAAAAACAAAAGAAGGAAGGUAUGUAGAAGAGGAUAAAGAUCUAGCUGACUGCCUCAAUGAAUAUUUUUGUUCUGUAUUUACAGAUGAAAAUGAAGGAAAGGGACCUCAGUUGAGAAAAAGGAUAAAUGAGUCAUUUAUUACACAUGAGUUUACAGAGGAAGAGGUUCUAUUUCAACUGUCAAAAGUAAAGACAAAUAAGUCAAUGGGACCUGAUGGAAUACACCCAAAGCUAUUAAAAGAGCUUAGUGGUGUACUAGCAAAACCAUUAACAGAUUUAUUUAACCAAUCAUUGUUAACAGGAGUAGUCCCAGAAGAUUGGAAGUUAGCGAAUGUUGUGCCCAUUUACAAGAAAGGUAAUAGGGAGGAGUCGGGCAACUAUAUGCCAGUAAGCCUUACUUCAGUAGUGGGGAAAGUGAUGGAAACCAUGCUAAAGGAUAGGAUUGAUGAACAUCUAAACACAUGGAUUUCAAGAUCAGAGACAACAUGUGUUUACUUCAGGGAGAUCAUGCCAAACUAAUCUUACUGAUUUUUUUGAUUGGGUAACUAAAAUUAUAGAUCAGGGUUGUGCAGUAGACAUUGCUUACCUAGAUUUCAGUAAGGCUUUUGACACUGUUGCACAUAGAAGGCUUAUCAAUAAACUGCAAUCUUUACGUUUGGAUUCAAAUAUUGUUGAAUGGGUAAGGCAGCGGCUGAGUGACAGGCAACAGAGGAUUGUAGUUAAUGGAAUAUAUUCGAAGCUUGGACUUGUCACCAGUGGGGUACCUCAGGGACCUGUACUUGGACCCAUUCUCUUUAAUAAUUUUUAUUAGUGAUAUUGCAGAAGGUCUUGAUGGUAAGGUAUGUCUUUUUGCUGAUGAUACUAAGAUAUGUAACAGGGUUGAUGUUCCAGGAGGGAGAAGCCAAAUGGCAAAUGAUUUAGGUAAACGAGAAAAAUGGUCAGAAUUGUGGCAACUGACAUUUAAUGUGGAUAAGUGCAAGAUAAUGCAUCUUGGACAUAAAAAUCCAAGGGCAGAGUACAGAAUAUUUGAUAGAGUCCUAACCUCAACAUAUGAGAAAAGGGAUUUAGGGGUGAUUAUUUCUGAUGACUUAAAGGUAGGCAGACAAUGUAAUAGAGCAGCAGGAAAUGCUAGCAGAAUGCUUGGUUGUAUAGGGAGAGGUAUUAGCAGUAGAAAGAGGGAAGUGCUCAUGCCAUUGUACAGAACACUGGUGAGACCUCACUUGGAGUAUUGUACACAGUACUGGAGACCGUAUCUUCAGAAGGAUAUUGAUACCUUAGAGAGGGUUCAGAGAAGGGCUACUAAACUGGUUCAUGGAUUGCGGGAUAAAACUUACCAGGAAAGGUUAAAGGAUCUUAACAUGUAUAGCUUGGAGGAAAGACGAGACAGGGGGGAUAUGAUAGAAACAUUUAAAUACAUAAAGGGAAUCAACACAGUAAAGGAGGAGACUAUAUUUAAAAGAAGAAAAACUACCACAACAAGAGGACAUAGUCUUAAAUUAGAGGGACAAAGGUUUAAAAAUAAUAUCAGGAAGUAUUACUUUACUGAGAGGGUAGUGGAUGCAUGGAAUAGCCUUCCAGCAGAAGUGGUAGAGGUUAACACAGUAAAGGAGUUUAAGCAUGCAUGGGAUAGGCAUAAAGCUAUCCUAACUAUAAGAUAAGGCUAGGGACUAAUGAAAGUAUUUAGAAAAUUGGGCAGACUAGAUAGGCCGAAUGGUUUUUAUCUGCCGUCACAUUUUAUGUUUCUAUGUUUCUAUUGUUCGUGUAUUCUAUACCUGCACGACAAAAUUAAAGAAUUAUAAAAAGACCACAAUUUCUAUGCGGUCAGCCACAGAAAUAUAAUAUCCACGAAAUGUGGCAUUAACUGGCAUAUUUCAUCAUCUCAUUUUACAAAACACAAAAAGUUUAAAUGGACUAUAAUGGCACUAUAAUCCAUUUCAUCUAAUUAAAUUGUUUAUAUAGCUAGGAAUUCCCUGGCACAGUCUCUUCUUUCAGUGUAAAAUCAUUUUGGAGCAUUUAAACACUAAAUGAGGGUCCCUAGUCACCAACAGCCCAACCCAAACUAGAAUUAUGGCUAGGGCAGAGAUUACAAUCUUCCUGCAAGCAGUCAGCUGACAGCUGACACUCUUACCGAAUUACCAAUGCUCAUUGCUGCUCAGGUUAAUGACUCCUCAUUACUCAAGCAGUACAGAGCAAAGGGGCUGACAAGGACACUUGUUUAGCAAUAAAACAUUAAAGGAACACUCCACUGCCCACAUGUGGUGGAAAUUAAGUCACUGUUUAGUAGAUAUACCCCCAAUGAAUUAAAGAGCUUGCAAAGGCUGCAGAUCUUCUGAAAAGCAGCCUUGGCGAACCUUCUCCUUUUUCCCCCCAGAAGAGACAUAUCUCCACAGGGAAAUAACCAGAGUCUUCUCAUGAGAAGCCUCUUAAUUGGUGCACCCACAUCUGGUCUGAGGUCUGUGUGGGAGGACUGUAACGAGAAUAUACCCCAACACGCAGGAUUCAGCUAAACAAAAGACAACACAGAGGAGAGCUACGUCUACCGGACCUUAGAAUGGCCGGACUCGACGUAUAUGAGAGGAGACAGAGUCAGGAACAAUCCGAAAUCAAGGGCACAGAGAGACAGCGUAAACUAGGACAAGCCGGGGUCUGGUACACAGUAAACAACAAGCCGACAACCAGAACAGAUAAGGAUAAAGAGAAAACGUAGUCAGAAACAAAGCCAAGGUCAAUACGGAGAAACACAACUGAACACAACAAGCGCUAAAGGGAACUGAUACAGAAACCACGAUAGGGCAAGGAACAAAAGAAAGAAGGUGAGUAUAAAUACCUAAACAUCUAAUUUGAUUGGUCCCUGUCACAUCCACGCCCCCAAAAGGUAAGUGUAUGGGGAGUGUGGCAUGACAGGGACCAAUGGGAUGCCUUUUCCAAUUUAGGCACCCACUGUCCCUUUAAGAGCGCGCCCGAUACCCGCGGCGCGCUCUUAGAGUUAGGUGGAACACGUGACCGCUUUCCAGUCACAGCCGUCGGAGCCGCGCGCGGCUCGUGCAGCAGCAGGACCGCGCGCGGCUCGAACAGAGGACCCCGGCCGGCCCCUGGAAAGGGUAAGUACCGCUACAUUAACCCCCCCUGAGGACACGCCCUCCGGGCGGGGAGGGCCAGGCCUGGCAGGAAAACGAGAAUGGAAAGAGCGCACAAGACGAGGAGCGUGAACCGCAUCAGCGGAAAUCCAACUAUGCUCCUCAGGCCCAUAGCCCUUCCAAUGCACUAGGUACUGAAGUCGGCCCCUAAGGAAACGAGAGUCAAGAACUGCAGAAACUUCAAAUUCCUCAUGACCCUCCACAGAAACAGGAGGGGGAGGAGGUGCAUGUCGGGUGUAGCGGUUGCGUAUGAAAGGCUUUAACAACGAGGUGUGAAAGACAUUAGGAAUACGCAGAUUCUUAGGGAGACCCAAGGCAUACGAAACAGGAUUAACCUUAUGCAGAAUACGAUAAGGACCAAUAAAGCGGGGAGCCAACUUCAUAGAAGGCACCCGGAGGCGAAUGUUUCGCGUAGAAAGCAGAACCCUGUCCCCCACAACAUAAGAAGGAGCCGCCCUGCGAUGCUUGUCAGCCUGCACCUUCUGGCGAGCAGCGGAAUCCACCAAAGAACGCUGAACCUGCUCCCAAGUAUUACGCAAAUUAGCCAAAUGUUCAUCCAGAACUGGCAUGCCCUGUGAGGAGAAAGCAGCCGGAAGAACAACAGGAUGUUGGCCAUAUACAACGUAAAAAGGACUCUUGCCGGAAGAAUCAUGAGUAGCGUUAUUCCGAGCAAACUCAGCCCAAGGAAGAAGGUCAGACCAAUUGUUCUGAUGGUGGGAUACGAAACAACGAAGGUACUGCUCCAGAGAUUGAUUGGCACGUUCGGCAGCUCCAUUAGACUGGGGUGGUAAGCGGAAGAAAAUGAGAGAGAAAUACCCAUUUCCGAACAAAAGGCUUUCCAGAACCUGGAAAUAAAUUGGCUACCCCUAUCAGAUACAAUAGAUACGGGAAUGCCGUGUAAUCGAAACACCUCUCUGGCGAAAACAAGUGCUAGUUCCCUGGACGUGGGCAGCUUGUGAAGAGACACAAAGUGAGCCAUCUUGGAAAACCGAUCCACUAUCAUUAGGAUAACUGUGUUACCAUUCGAGGGAGGUAAUUCAACAAUAAAAUCCAUGGACAGGUUAGACCAAGGUCUCUCGGGAAUAGGUAACGGAUGCAACAGCCCACAAGGAACCCUACGAGAAGAUUUCAUACAGGCACAAGUAGUACAAGCACCUAUAUAGUCAGUGACAUCCUUGCGUAAGGAAUCCCACCAAAAAUACCGAGAAACUGCUGACACCGUUUUGGAAAUACCAGGAUGUCCAGCAGUCUUAGUGUCAUGAUACAACGACAGAAUCUCCCGUCUCUCGGGAACAUCAACGAAUAGUUUAUCAGUAGGUCUCUCGCUAGGUGCCAUGUUUUGUUUCGCUUGUAUGGCCUGCAAGAGGGACGAAGAAAUAGACAAAACAGUGGUAGCGAUUAUCCUUUCUGGGGAAAUCACAGGAGUAACAUCAAUCUCCUGUUUGUCAGCAGUUUCGAACUGUCUGGACAGAGCGUCUGCUUUAGUGUUGCGGUCACCUGGCCUAUAGGUGAUAAUGUAAUUGAAAUGGGACAAAAAUAGUGACCACCUAGCCUGCCGAGAAGACAGUCUUUUAGCCUCACUAAGGUAGGAUAAGUUCUUAUGAUCCGUAAAUAUGAGAAUAGGAUCUUUAGUUCCUUCUAACAAAUGUCUCCAUUCUUUCAGUGCUAAAAUAAUAGCAAGGAGUUCGCGAUUACCCACAUCAUAAUUCUUUUCUGCUUUGGACAUUUGUUUGGAGAAGAAGCCACAAGGAUGCAAUGGUUUUUCAGGCGACUCUCUUUGGGAUAAGACAGCACCUACCCCGAUAUCAGAAGCAUCAACUUCAAGAAUAUAGGGCAGUGUGGGGAUAGGGUGCUGUAAAAUAGGUGCAGAAGCGAAUGUGGUUUUAAGAAACUCAAAAGCCUGAAGUGCCUCGGGAGACCAGACACGAGUAUUGCCUCCCUUUCUUGUCAUACGGGUGAUAGGCGCUACAAUAGAGGAAAAACCUUUAAUAAAGCGUCUAUAAUAAUUAGAGAAACCAAGAAAACGCUGAAUGGCUUUCAAACCUUGUGGAAGAGGCCAUUCCAUGACAGCAGAAAGCUUCUGGGGAUCCAUACGAAAACCUUUAGCGGAAAUUAAAUACCCCAAAAACUGGACUUCGGAUUGGUCAAAUAGACAUUUUUCCAGUUUACAAUAAAGACCAUUAGCAAGAAGGGUCUUCAGAACUGUCGUAACAUGCCUGUGAUGAGUGUGUAAAUCUGUAGAGUAUAUUAAUAUGUCGUCUAAGUACACAAUUACAAAUGUGUGAAUAAAGUCUCUUAAAACGUCAUUGAUAAAUUCUUGAAAUACUGCUGGGGCAUUGCAUAGACCAAAUGGCAUAACAGUAUACUCGUAAUGGCCAGAUCUAGUGUUGAAUGCCGUUUUCCAUUCGUGGUCUUUCUUAAUACGUAUUAAAUUAUAUGCACCUCUAAGAUCCAAUUUAGUGAAUACAGUAGCAUGUUUGAGUCUGUCAAAUAAUUCUGUGAUCAAAGGUAUAGGAUAUGCAUUUUUGAUGGUGAUUUUAUUUAGACCUCUAUAAUCGAUACACGGUCUUAAAUCACCUUCUUUCUUUGAUACAAAUUUAGGAUCUCCUAAUAAACCCCUUUUCUAAUGAUUCCUUAAUAUACUCCUCCAUGACACGGUUUUCUUGAACAGAUAAAGGGUACACCCUGCCCUUUGGAGGUAUUGUGCCAGGCAAUAAAUCGAUAGCACAAUCGUAGGGUCUGUGAGGUGGUAAUUUGUCAGCCUCCCUUUUAUCGAAGACAGUUUUGAGAAAUAAGUACUGAGAGGGUAUAACAGUGGACAAAGGAGGAGUUGUAGGGACAUUAAUAGAAUUCAAAGGGGUGACUUCAAUAGUACAGGACUCAUGGCAGGCAUCGCUCCAUGAUUUUAUUUGCCCUGACUCCCAAUCGAAAAUGGGAUUGUGAGUACGUAACCAUGGGUACCCUAACACAAUGUGAGAAGAGGGAGAUGUGAUAACCUGGAAUUGAAUGGUUUCAAAGUGUAAAACCCCUGUAUACAUGUGUAAUGGUACAGUUUCAUGAGUAACAAUUGGAGAACUUAAUGGUCUACCAUCUAUGGCCUCAAUGGCCAAGGGUAUCUCCCUUUCUCUGACGGGAAUGUUAUUUUUCGUAACAAACUCAGAGUCAAUAAAGUUCUCAGCAGCCCCAGAAUCAACCAAGGCUAAUAUGCAUUCUGCUAUACAACUCACCCCCAUAUGAAGGGAAACAGGGAGAAGCAAACGAUUAGGAGGCAAUUUAGGAGACUUAGAGAUCACACCCAAGGCCAGUCCCCUAUAAGGUCUUAGGUGCGAGAGUUUUCCGGACGCAAAGGACAUUCCCUUACCAUAUGGUCUCGCCUACCACAGUAUAGGCAGAGUCCAUUCCUUCUUCUAAGUAGUUUUUCAGUAUCCGAGAGUUUGGCAACCCCUAAUUGCAUGGGUUCCUCCUCGGGUACUUUAACACUCUCAGGUUUAUCAACUCUAGGGUUAAUAGAUGUGACCAGACGUCUAUUCUUGUUUUUGGUAUAGAGCCUGUCGCGAAUUCUAUUAUCUAUAUCAAUGAGGUAGUCAAUAAGAUCCUCUAAUGGAAUAGGAAGCUCCCUUGCCGCUACCUCAUCUAAUAUAGUGUCAGAUAAACCUUCCAUAAACGCAGUAGUUAACCCAUUAUUGGUCCAAUCUACCUGUGAAGCAAGGGUACGAAACUGAAUAGCAUAAUCCGCCACAGACCUAGACCCCUGUUUAAUCCUCAUUAAUGCUCUUGCGGCAUUCUUUGACCUCUUUGUUGUGUCAAAAGUUCUACGAAAAGCCGCAAGAAAACUAUUGAAAUCAUGAACCAUAGGUCCAUUGGCCUCCCAAAUAGGAUUUGCCCACUCUAGUGCUUUGUCAGUAAGUUGAUGCAUCAAAAACCCCACUUUAGACCUAUCAGUGGGAAAGGAAUGAGGAUACAUCUCAAGGUGGAAUUCUAUUUGAUUAAUAAAACCUCUGCAUGUCUUGGCUUCCCCUCCAUACCUAGGAGGAGGUGUUAAAUGGGGCGAAGCAUUGGUUGAAUUGGAUACUUCGGGAGGAUGAGGUGUAGGAGGGUUCGGUGCGGUUGCAGGAAUGGUUCUAGACAAGAGCGUCUGGAGAGCCUGUGCUAUCUGAUCCAUACGGUGAUCCUGCUCUACAAACCUUGCCUCGUGAGAAGCCAUUUGCUGAGCCAAAUCUGCGGGGUCCAUGGCCCUAUCGUAAUGUAACGAGAAUAUACCCCAACACGCAGGAUUCAGCUAAACAAAAGACAACACAGAGGAGAGAUACGUCUACCGGACCUUAGAAUGGCCGGACUCGACGUAUAUGAGAGGAGACAGAGUCAGGAACAAUCCGAAAUCAAGGGCACAGAGAGACAGCGUAAACUAGGACAAGCCGGGGUCUGGUACACAGUAAACAACAAGCAGACAACCAGAACAGAUAAGGAUAAAGAGAAAACGUAGUCAGAAACAAAGCCAAGGUCAAUACGGAGAAACACAACUGAACACAACAAGCGCUAAAGGGAACUGAUACAGAAACCACGAUAGGGCAAGGAACAAAAGAAAGAAGGUGAGUAUAAAUACCUAAACAUCUAAUUUGAUUGGUCCCUGUCACAUCCACGCCCCCAAAAGGUAAGUGUAUGGGGAGUGUGGCAUGACAGGGACCAAUGGGAUGCCUUUUCCAAUUUAGGCACCCACUGUCCCUUUAAGAGCGCGCCCGAUACCCGCGGCGCGCUCUUAGAGUAGGUAGAACACGUGACCGCUACUAGUUACAGCGGUCGGCUGAGCCGCGCGCGGCUCGAACAGAGGACCCCGGCCGGCCCCUGGAAAGGGUAAGUACCGCUACAAGGACACAGGCGCGCUCAGGGGAGAUAAUGUAAGGAGGGCGCAGACCUCCCUGGCCGUUUGACUGACAGUCAGGGGGGUUGCUCCCUAGUUAAUUUCUCAUAGAAAUCAACACUUUUAUACACGGAUGUUAAACUAGGAUACUCCUUACCCAUAAAGCACUUCAGCAAGUCCUCUAAAAACAGACUUUGGCCAAACAUUGGACGUGUUUCUUGUUAGCUCCUGGUAACUCGAAUUAUAAUAGUGAUUUCAAAGCCUCAAUCCAGCUACCUACAAUCAAGAAUUGAAAGUUGACUAAUCCUGGGGCCAGCUACCACUCAUUUAGCCUGAUCUGCAAAGCCUUAUACCGACGGGUACCCACCAAGCUUGAAUCCCUAAAAACGGACGGCCUGGCUGCCAAUUUCCCAGUCUGGGACCUGCACACUGUUUGGACUGGUAGACAGCCUUACACAAGAUGGAGAGCUGCAACACGGGACCCAAUCUGCACAGCUACAGAUGCGUGGCGUUACAGUUAAGAUGGCCGCCACACAGGCAUCUGAACUCCUGGCCUUCUACGAAGCCAUUGGAAGGCUUUCGAGCAGCUGUGGACCCAGUUCUGGGCAAAAGUCACUGCAAGGGUGCAGACACAGGCGGCAACUCACACACCUCGGAACAUACCAGCCAAACCUGUUUGCACCAAUGCACCUUGUGACGGACCGCUUGGCAGCCCGACUGGGUACCUCCGCCAAUCGAUACUCCUAGUGCUCAACGAGGACUCCAAGCACUCCAUCAGGCACCAUCAGCACUGUAGACUACCACAAAAAGCCGCAGCUUGGUUGGGAGAUCUCGCGGGCCCUCCACUCACCCUGGACCCAAGACCAGGAUCCAGCUUCCAGUGGGUUAACCUCUCCUACUCCAGACAGUAUAGCAGGAACAGCUCUUAUAAGAGCUAGUGAUUAUAAUUCCAGGGAGUAUAAGGAGUAUAGCAAUCCCCAGAGUGAAUAUAGUGGUCCCCCCCACACAAGACGAGGCUCUAUGUUGAGGGUGAAGAGGAACUGAUUUUAAUGGUGCCACACUUGGCCAUUUAUGACAAUCCCCAUGCAAGGUGCACUUCCACAUGGACCUUGUGGGGAACUCCGUUACAAAGUCACAGACCAAUAAUACCAGUGUUACAAUGCAUGACACUCCCAUAUACAAUACAAUAAGCCUUAACCUUUACUUAGGAGAUAAUGGAGUCAAGCACUAUACUAAACUCAAUUAUCUCCAAACACAAAAAACCCACACAUUUUUACAAAAACCCUAAAACACCUUCAAACACAUAACAUCCCCACAAGUUACAUCCCCUGAUAGCCUUGAUCUGGGUAACUAACAUAUCCAAAAAUUACCCAGAUCAGUUCAGGGGUUCAGGAAUUUCCUGGAAGUCAGUUUUUACCAACCGCACGUAUGGUCCCAUGCCCAAAAUGGUUCCAUAGAAUCGCGGCUAGGUGCCGCUGGGGGACCGACCGGAAACCGCAAAGUCUUCAUACCGAAAAUAGUUCCAGGGCAUUUGCGGCUAAGUCCCCCGUAAGUCUAUUCGCUGUUUUGGUCCAUGCGAACGGCCGCCAUGGAGCUAGCAUUCGGUUCUAUGGAAAGUGCAGAACCAGGGGAAACAGGGGAAAUAAAAUAUGGGUCUUUACAGUCGGUGACUUGGCCCGUAGUCUUUUGGCAGGGGGCUGGCCAACAGGCCCCUCCAAGCACCAGGGACAUGGUUCAGUUCGUCACAUUUCUCCCCCCCAAGGGAAGACUAACCAGGUACCUGACCUUCUGUCGGUCGGCACCUGAGUUAGUCGAGUAGCCCACCGAUACACAACUACUUGACCUGGUGGACUCAGGUGUCCGGAUCUGUACUGUAUGUCCCAGGUUGCUGAGUGGGUGUCCGUCACCCCUGACCUCCCUUGUGCUCCCAGGCAUGGAGUUGUGAGUACUUGGUGGGCAGAGGCCAGCGUGACAGCUGAGUAAGUCAGAGGGUCAUCCGAUCCGGGACUGAUGACACGGGGAGGGCAGAGGACAGCUGCGCUCUGCCCUGUUGCCAGCACUUCUGCUGGGGUGGCCUGUGGAUAUUCAGGCCUUGGACAAAGGGAAAGGGGAGGGCAGAGGCUAACUGCUCUAUGCCCGUGUGCCAGCUCUUCCGCUGAGAUGACUGGUACAUAGUCUUGCCCUGUAAUAAGGGGGCAGGUAAGGCAGAGGCCAGCGGCAGUCUCAUCCACUAACCCCAGUACCCGGUUGGGAAUUGGCUGUGGAGAGGAGGGAUCGCCUACCUCCUCCUCCUGGUAUUCCUGCGGGGUUGUUUGGGGAUCUGGACCGGCCGUAAGUCUGGUGCAGAGGCCGAGGUCCCAUCUGCACCAUUGGAGUCAGGGGUGCUUUCCCCCUGUAAUUGGCUCUCUUCUUCCUGUAUAUCCGGCUGCCGCUGGGGAGCGAGACCGGCUGUCUCCACUCCGUGUUGCACACUGCCGCUGGUGAGCGAGACCGACCGUCUCCACUCCCUGUUACUAUCUGCUGCUGCGAGAGGAUGCUAUGCUCCUCUUCCUGUAAUGCAUACUGCCGUUGUGGAGAGGGACCGGCUGUCUCCUCUACCUGUAAAACACUGCUGCUGUGGAGUAAGACAGACUGUUUCCACUUCCUGUAACUCACCCUGCCGCUGGGGAUGGAGGGCGAUACUCUCCUCUCUCUGUGACUCUGUCUGCCGCUGGGGAGAGAGAAUGACUGUCUCUUCUCCCAAACACACUCUGCCACUGGGGAGGAAGGACAACACCUUCCGCUCCCUGUACUGCAGACUGCUGUUGGGGAGUGAGACUGAUUGUCUCCACACCCUGUAGGAUACACUGCCGCUGGGGAGAGAGACCAACCUCUCUUCUCCCAAUAGCAUACUCGGCCGCUGGGGAGUAGGACCGACUGUCCCUACUCCCGGUAACUCUGGCUGCAGCUGGGGAUCUUGGCCGGCUGCCUAGCAUCCCUGUUGGGCCGGUGGAGAGACUUCAGUCCCAUCUCCACCUGCCAGUUGGGGUUCCUCACAGGACCAGCCUACUUUGGGUACCUCCGGCUGCUGCUGGGGAGACAGGCUAACAUCCUCUGACGUAAAGUCAAUUAAAUUGGUGGGCGCCUCUUCUGAGAUCAGUUGCACCACCUCUGCCGAAGGGCUGGUGCAAUCCUCCUUUCGCUGGAGACUUCCUCCCCUCGUUUUAGACAUUAGGAACUCGUGGUCUCUCUUGGCUUGUCUCUCAACGGUCACCUGGUUCUAGAUCGCCUGGAAGGUCUCCAUCAACACAUUAGUGCCAUACCAGGCCAGUCGCUGCCGCACCUCAAACAGCAACUCUAAGCAAGAGUUAGAGGAUGCCAUGCUUGCUUGCUCCAAGUCUGUGGGCACCUCUGCUUCCAGGGGUGCUGCAUGAAUGCUAGCGUUGCCCUCAAUAUAAUCCACUUUACCAGUGUCUCCAGGAUGCUUCUCCUUGCAGUAGGAAGCCUUCUCACCGCUGCCAUCAAAUGCCUUGUGGUGGGGAAGGCGCGGAGGCUACAGCAGAGGGCACCAGGACUCUGGAGAAGCCCUCCCCCAGUAAUCUACUGUCACUUACCAGGGCCUCAGCCCAUGAGGGGAAACCUCCCUAGGCACAGCUCAAGACCUUGGGAAGCAUGUAUCAAGCAACGUCGUCAGAGACCCUGAAUAUGGAGUGCAGAGCAUACUCCUCUCUAGCAUGGGUUUUUCUGUCCCUGAAGACUACAAAUCAAAACCCUGUGUGCCCAAGUCAGCAUGAUUCCAUGUCCUGGGGAAAGCUAUGCUCGUAUUCAGAGUGGUGUGGUCCUCUCUGGGGUGACUGCUGGAGCUGGUGGGUUUCACCACCCUUAAGCAUCGGUUGAGUGGCCACUAAACUUUCCAGCAGCCUAGCUGUUCAUGUAAAAUACCUGCAGUGCACAACGUUUGACAGGUUUUUAUUCUUGGGGUUUUUUUGUGCACAUCUACUAUGGCUUGUGUCACUGACCAGUGGCAAUUAACUCUUAAUAUUUCUUGCAGUUCUUUACUAUCGCACAUCCUCUUAUUCUCUGACUACUCUACCCGAACUGUGUUCCUGUCUGUUUUAACUAUAAAAAUUAGGCGGAUUUUGCCAGGAGUUAUUUCCUCUCUUUGUUUACCAAGCCUAUGUGAUGUUUAUUAUGACUGCUUUACAUGUCAUGUACCUUUUUUCCUGCAUCAAUAAAACAGAUAAUGACUAAUAAAAAUGGUUUAACACUGAACAGGAGAUCCCAGAAGCAGUUACAGUGACUAUGGUACCCCUUUAAUUUUAAGAAAUAUGGAAUUGUUUAUAUAUAUAUAUAUUUGUUUGAGUAAAAUUGUAGACAUUUCGAUAUUCAACAUGAUUUUUUGUUUCAUUGCAUCUUUGUCUUUUGUGGCAAACCAAUGCCUCUGUUCCAUGUAGAAUAUAAAAUUAAAAAAAAAAAAAAUUAAUAAAAGUGGUCAAUGUUUGUUCUGAUUAUCUGCUUUCUGAGUAGCAAAGGUUCUUGGAUUGGAGUAGCCACGUUACAACACGGAUCUUAGGGUGUAAAAUUGAAAAGAAAGAAAAUGGAAAAAAAAAAACAGUUGGAAAAUAGACCCAAUUAAAACAGAGAGCCUGAGGUGGACAUUUAGGUAGGACAAUGGUCUACAAAUCACUGAUAUUGACAGUGGUGAACAUAGCUAAAAUCUCUCUGAUCAUGGAGAAAGAGAUUUAGGAUUAGAUCUUUAAUCAUCCAGCGGGUUGUACUAUAAAGUUGUGCCCCAAUUAUUUUAUUCUGGGCUUUUCUUUAAGAGAGAGAAUGGAUUAGAAUUACUGUGUAAUGUUCUCUUGUCGAACAAUGAUUGUUUACUAUGGAUUGCAUUAGUUGUUUUGGAAGUGAUCAGAAAGGGACUAUACCUGCUAAAUCUCACACAAAGGAACCUAUGGCAUCUAUGUUAUUAAUCCUGAUUCUUUAUAAUGUUACAGAAGACUCUGUAGAGUGUCUACACUGUACUAGAUUUAACAGUAUACAGUCAUUUGCCAACAAAUGUCAGAGACUUUUUUUUCCCUCCAUGGGACGAAAUGGAAAAAACUGUCUGGGUCCCAAUAAAUUCCAAAAGUCUACUUCUUCUGAAUGAAUGUCUGCGCUAUGGAAAUGGAGGACGAGGGGAAAACGCUUUUAGUCUAUCUGAAAGUGAUUUAGACCUAUUUAGGGUAGACCCGAGAAAAUAAAAUAGAUAAUGCAAUCAUUCUAGAUCCCACGCUCUCUUGUAUAGAGUUUGCAAUCUGUUAUGGAAAGGGGCCUCCAGCGGAGGUUUGCCCAUGGCCCUUCAGGCAUAAAAGAUGGCCCAGGCUAUUGUUCACGGUAUUGUACAGUUCUGUUCUGUGUAUCAAUGCUUUAUAAAUGAUAAUAAAAAAAAAUAUAUAUAUAUAUUUUUAUGAUAUAACAUUGUACUCCACUAGAAGCGGCAGGAGAUGCGUAGAUGAAUAGUAAAAAGAUCUGCACAUGUUAGAGCUAUAAUUAAGAGGGAUUUGAGCUUCACAGCUGCCAACACACUAGAAUAGAAUAAAAAAAAAAAAAAAGAUGUCUGUUUAUACAUGGGAGGCAGGCCAAGUGCGCAUGGAGAUGGGGAACAAUACAGAGCAGUUCAUUGGUCCCGGAACAAUGCAGAGCAGGAGAGGAUACGGCAGAUGGAUGAGAACCAACAGAUGGCUUAACUGAUACAGGGAAUAAACGACACCGCACUGCAACUUUGUUUGCCGAGCCAUUUCUGCUUUGCAGACUGUGCAUAGAAAAAUGCAUUUGCAGGGUGCCGUGUUUCUGCAGAAUUGAAUCAAUGCCAGGCAGCGUAGCUGUUGAUAAAGCGCACAACAAAAGCAUCGCGGUUAAAGAUAAGAAAGGUGGCAGAUAUUGCUGUGCUCAAACAAAAUAGAUUUAUUGAAUAGUACAAUAGUUAUUAUAUACUAAAUAUGAAAGCAGAGAUUAUACAUUUAAUUGAACAGGAAUAAACUGUAAAUAAUCACUGUAACAGAAUUCUGAAUCCCACUGUUGCAUCUGUGCUUAGUUGUGGAAUAUGCAAGCUUUCAACCUGCUGAAGCAAUGUAGUAAUAUCAAUUAAUCCAAUUUACAAUCUCCAAUAUGCAAAGUCAGUUAUGAUAGCAGGCCUCUGCUUCCCAUUCUCUGAAUUUACUCUAAUGUUCUACCUGUAGAACACCGGAAAUAUAAACACCCGUAGAAGACUGCAAAGCAGAGCUGCCUUACAGCCUGACAUACACACACUGGUUAAUGUAUCUCUUUACAGCACCUUCUUUUGGCUUCAUACAUGGUCAUACAUACCUCAACCAUAGCUUUUCUAAUGUAUCAUAGAAUGAAUGAGCUAUAUUCACUCCUCUGGAUUGUUCUUGAUUACAAGCCUUCAGCUUCGGCAUGAAUCAUUAUGAAAUGUAUAAUCUUCAUACAGUAUCACAGAAGGCUAUGGGGUGAGGUCAUACCCUUAUGAAAAUCAUUGUUUAUGGUUGCAUAUUACAAUUCACUGGAUUGCCAUUCUGGCCUGAAAUAUGUGAAAGAGGCAUUUUGCUGAAACAUUGGUGUCUAUCAUAAUUUUAUUUUUUUUAUGCACAUUUGUUGGCAUGCAUAACUUCCAUGUUGUAUCCACGUGCCUGCUUCUAUGAUUUAUGCUGGAUUACAUUUAGCAAUAUAUUGUAAGUGAUUAAAUACCUAGUCUGAGCCAUUUAAAGGAACACCCUAAGCACCAUAACAGGCAGUGGCGUACCUACCAGGGUCACAGGUGGCCCGUCACUCCAGGCGGCCCGGACACAGCUGUGACCCCUGCAAACGUGGCGGACAGUGCACAGCUGCACAGUGAGAUCACUUCCUGUCAGACUGGGUACCGCUGUCAGCUUGGAGGUGAGCACGUACAGGAGGAGUAUUGGGGAGAAACACAUGGAGGGGUUGGGGGAGUCAGGGAGAGGCAGAAUAAGAAAUGGAGGGGCUGAGGGGAGGUGGGAGAGACACAUGUGGACAGAAUAAGACAUAGAAGGGCUUGGGGGGAGGAAUGAGACACAUGGAGGAGUGGGGGGAAUGACAUAGAUGAAGGGGCUUAGGGAGGAAUAAGACACAUGGAAGGUCUGCAGGGGAUGGAUUACAUAGGGGGGUGGAAUGAGACACAUGAAGGGCUGGGGAAAGAGACACAUGGAGGGAAAAUGAGACACAUGCCCCCCCCCCCAUGUGUCUCAUUCUCCCUCUCAGCUCUUCCAUGUGUGUCUGUUAUGAGAGGCAUAACUAGAAACCACAGGGCCCCUGUGCUAAAAUUGCACUCCCCCUAACCUCUUCAUGUGUCUCACCUCAUAUGCUAAAUUCAAGACAGGCACCACUCAUCUGCUUAAUGAGGUGAUCACCUGAACCAAAUCUUAUAUAAGGAGGAAGAAUAUAAAAACCACUGCAGUGGUCAGCACUACCGUCUUGCAAUAGGACCAACUGGAGGGCAAAAACAGUGCUAUAGAUACCGCAAAGGUAACUGGAAUCAAAAAAUAAAUAUUGAUCAUGCCAAAAGAGAUUAAAAGAAAGGCUUUUUAUGAGCAAAACAGCGGUUACAUUUUUCCUUUACGGGCAGAAUGAUACAGUGAUUGGCAGGUUGCUUUCAUCCCUAAAAUUUCAAAGACGGCAGUUCAUAAGAAUAAGGUCAAGCAGCAGACACUGGGAACAACAAUGCUACAGAGAGAGAAAAUGACUCUGCACUGACCGGUAUGACCGCCAACUCGUUCGAAUGUCACUCAAAAACCAGAGGAUGACAUGAAGUGACCGACAAAAAGAAUGCAAAUGGCAGCUAGGGUGAAGUGCAUGGCAGGGACCAUUCGAAACAGGCUUCUGGGGAGGGGCUGAUAUCGUGCAAAGAUGGGAAAUAAGCCCUUCAUCACUAAGAAGCAAAGAAAAGCCAGGAUUUUCAACUGAUCAUACGGAUUGGACCAUAGAGCACUGGAGCAAGGUUACCUUCUCUGAGGAGUCCACUUUUCAGAUUUGCCCAACACCUGGUCAUCUAAUGGUUAGACAAAAAUCUUGUCUUGCACCCACUGUGACACUAGGUGGAGGAUCGGUGCUGAUCUGGGGGAGCUUCAGCAAGGAUUCGGACAGAUUCAUCUUUGUGAAGGACACAUGAAUCAAGCCACGUACAAGGUUAUUUUGGAAAAAACUUUCUUCCUUCUGCUCUGACAACUUCCCCAACUCUGAGGGUUGCUUUUUCCACCAGGACAAUGCUUCAUGCCACACAGCCAGGUGAAUCAAAGAUCACCUGAUCAAGACCCUGUCAAGUCCAGCCCAAAUCUCCAUAUCUGAACCACUGAAAACCCCCGGAAUGUGAUAAAAAAAAUAAAAAAUGGAUGUUUGAAUCUGUGCACCACAAGUGGGAAAAAGUAACCAAACAACAGUGUGAAGGGCUGGUGGACAGCACAGGUCCGAUCCUGGGUGGGUGCAAAGUGCACAGGCGAUCUGUAGAUAGAGGUGAGGCAGUGAUUCGUGCAGUGCUAGGCUCCACCCCCUCAUGGUAGGAGAGACGGCAGAACUGAAAGGCAAAAGUUACAAGCUGACAAGCUGUUUGAGGACAUCUUGACAAAGGCUCAAGUAGGAGCCGAAACUUUGUCUCCAUUUCUGUGUUGCAAAUAAAGACUGCCUUUUAGAAGAAACCAUCAGGUUUGCCUGGAUAUUUGUAUCUUUUUUCACCAACAGAUAUGCAUUUCUGCUUAGACAUUGGCAGGUUUCCCGGUGGCAAUUUACUUUACUGAGAAAAACUCAUUUGUCCCUGAAUUGGGCUUAAUGUUUUGUUUGUUUAUUAAUUAUGUUUUUUAUAUGUUAUGAUCUAUGUCUCUAUGAGAACAUAUUUGGCCUAGCCUGGCAUUUAGAGAAUAACUCCCCAAUGAGUUGUUAAUAAAAGUCUCCAGGCCCUGGUGAGCAGUAUGGCAAUAUUAACUUUAAUUCAGUCAAAUUAAAAUACACAGGAAUGUAUCAAGACAAAAUGAAAAUAACCUUGUAGGGAAUAUAGAUACUGGAAAAAGGGGCUUUAAUUUAGCUUCUCAGUGUACAUGGACACUUGGAUCCAACAUGGAAAGAUAUAAUAAUAGACUUUUUAAUAACAACUUCAUGAAACUAAAUGGUCAAAUGCACUUUAGAAUCCACCACUAUUAUGGGUAGAAAUUAACACCAAUAAGCAGAGCCGGAUUACCCAUUAGGCAAUCAAGGUGGCCACCUAGGGCCUGGUCAUAAAUACAACACGCAAAGACCAUAAGCAGCCCAAAUUACACCCAACACAAGCAGCUACUCCACACACAUACAUAUGCUCAGAGACAUACGUUCACACACCAGGAUACUUAGGCACAUACACAGUUACAGAAUGCCAGAGACACAGACACACUCAAUCGGAAAUGUACACACUCUCAGACACAUAAUGCUAGAUACUCAUCCCCCCCAUACAGAACCUCCUUCACACACACACACUCACUCACACUACAGUCAGUCAGCACACGCUACUCAUAUCAGAAUUAGGAUGUGAUCUGGAGUCUUUACAUGAAAGUUCAAGGUCAAGACUAGACAGAACAGCAGUGAAGACAAAUGAUAAAUGGUACACUCGGGUCACAUAAUUACACGUUAGAUAAUUAGAAACAUGUCUCUAUUCUCACUGCUCAAUUAUCUGCUAUUUAGGAGUUAAUCACUUUUGUUUCUGUUUAUGCAACCCUAGCCUCACCUCCUCUGGCUGUGACUCUCACAGCCUGCAUGAAAUCAAAAUGGUUUUAUUUUCAAUCAGAUGUAACUUACUUUAUAAGUUUUUAUCUCCGGCUCUGUAAAUUGAACUUUAUUUACAAACAGUAGGCUGAUGCAGGGCCUAGCAAGUAUUAACAAAGCAAGAGAUACGAAAUCUAAAUAAAACAAGAAUUUGCAAUAAAGAUAUUAGACAUUAGAUAUAUCCUUACAGGAAGUGUUUAGGAAGGCUGUGUAAGUCACAUUCAUGGAGGUGUGACGAGGGCUGCAUAAUCAAAGUAAUUUAACUCCUAGAUGGUCAAGAAUUGAGCAGUGAGACUGCAGGGGCAUGAUCUAUUCACCAAAACUGGUUCAUUAAGCUAAAGUUCUUUUGGUGACUAUAGUGUUUCUUUAAAAGAACACUAGAGGCACUCAGCCCACUUCAUCUCAAUGAACUGGUCUGGGUGCCAUAUGUCCCCCAUUUUUUUACACCGCAGCUGAAAACAUAGCCAUUCUGCAGAAACAGCAAUGUUUCCAGCUGCAGGGUUAACCUGCCUCUAGGUUUGUCUUACUAACAGUCACUAGAAGCACAUAAGUGAAAUAGCAGAGAGACCAUCUGAUUGGCACAGUGCGCCAUUUUGUCACACAAGUCUCCUGAUGCUUCCCUAAGGGAAAGCAUUGGAUUGGCUGUGAUCAACAACAGUGAUGAUCACAGCCAAAGAGGCGUAGCUUCAUGGAGGGACCAAUGCUGAGAGGGAGAAUAUGAGUAAAAUACCUUCUUUUUUUUUUAACCUUGGAAUUGCUGGCCAGGUCACCUAAAUGGUAAUCAGGGCAGUACAGCAUUAGGAAUACAUAUUUAAAUUUUAUUCCUUUAAUGAAUAAUGCUGAAAAAAGUUUUGUUAGUUUUUAUUUUAUGAACGUAUCUCUGUAUGUACUGUAAUUAUUACAGUCUUUCUUCCAAACACUUACUGCUUAAGUAAAUAGAAAAUUAUUUUAAUUUUUUUUAGAGUGGCGUAAUACAAUUGCACAAGAAUAUGUACUUCCUAAAAUGCUACAAAAAUAUUUAGCAAUAAAAUGAAUUGAGAUUUUUUUCUGUUGAAUAACUGGCAUAGUCAUCAUUGCGGUUGUGCAAUAUGUUUGGGAGUAAAUUUGGGCAAAAGUUGUGACUAUAGCCACGUUGAAGUAUUUUUAUAAAUCAGCUAUUUUGUUUGCGUUUAUGGGUUAUGCCGUUUAAUUUUCAAUGUGCAGUUUUUUUUUUUUAAUUCACUCCCCCCAGCCUCCCUACUCUUGGGAGUGCUGGGAUUGAUUCUUUCCCUGGGGUCCAGUGGGGCUGCUGGGCGGCCGUCCGGUCACUGCAGUCGGCGAGGGAGCACUGAUCCUCCUGUUCAACUCCCUCGCGCGCGCCGCGUAGUGAUGCCAGGGCCGGAGUGAUGUCAUAAUCCGGCUCCGGCAUCACUGCGGUGCGUGCGAGGAAGCUGAACAGCAGUGCUCCCUCGAUGACCACCCGGAAAGUGCCGCCAAUGCCAGCCCCCAGGACAAGAGGCUGGCAAGGCAUUUGCUUUGGGCGGCACUUUCUGGGGGCGGCAAAAAAAAAAAAACACACCCCCAGAAAGUGCCACCCAAGGAAAAUGCCUUGUCAGCCUCGCGGUAAAUACACACCUGGAGGUAUUGCUAUAACCCCGAAUAACAUAGCUGAGAAACAUAUGAAGUAUUAUACGGUCGUAGCAUACAUAAGGUUUGCAAAAUAUACUGUGCAAACUCACUUUGUCUGUCAAAAAGGAAGAAAAAUGCUUAUUACCACUUGUACCACACUUGGUACAAGCUAGCUGAAAAAUAAUCCCACGCUUAGGUUCAAAAUAUAACCCUGGGAUGUCUUCUUUAAGAAAUGGUAUGCCUUUAUGGUGUAGCUGGAAAAUGUAGCCUGCUCAUGUGCUCCAAAGUGGGACACGGACGCAUAAAAACCCUCCAUGAAAAUUCACACUUAAAAACCUGAAGUUGUUACCUCUCUUUUACAGCACUGGAACUUCACAAAAUAGUGUCUAGGUCAUACAUUGGGCAUAUUGUUUUACUCAGAAGAUGUAACUGAGCAUAAUAUGGGGGAUCUUAUGACAGUGGUACAUAUCAAGUGUAAGAAAUACUCUGCAAAAAUACAACAUGUAUGUAAAAAUCUAAUUUUUUCCCUCUCACCACAAACAUUGAAGUCAUUUGGUGAGAAAAUGGUGACAGGUCAAGGCACAAAUACACCAUAUAAGAUACCCUGGGGUGUCUGCUUUGUCAAAUAAAAGAUGGGUUAUUUAAACAGUCAAACAACUAUAAUAUCCCAACAUGAGACAUAGGCCCAUCAUAUCCAUCUAUGAAAAUUCUAACUAUAGAAACUGAAAUAGCCUUGUCUCUUAUAUGGCAUUGUAGCUUCACAGAAUAGUGCCGAAGGCAUACAAUGGGGGUAUCGUCAUAAUCAGCAGAUGUAGCUGAACAGAAUAUGGGGUUCUGUGCAGGAAUAGCACACACCAGCUUUACAAAAUACACAUUACAAAAACCUUGUGAUAUGUGUAUAUGCCAAAAUAUAGAAAAAACCCCACAAUUUUACUCCAAUAUUUAGCAGAGAUUGUCGAUGAAAUGGCUACAUAAAAAAAGUGUCAAACUAACCUUAGGUAAAUAGCCUGUGAGGUCUACUUUAUCUAAAUAUUUCCUGGCUAAUCAUGGCAGCAUAUACACAUGGGUUAGCUCCUCCCCUUACAGCCGAUAGGACAGGAAAACCACCAAGGUUUUAAAAGGAGGCUCCAUCCCCAAGGUCCUCAGUCUUUUUUCUGUCCUACAGCCCUUAGGACGUGAGCAAUUUGCUCCCUUUACUUACGGACAUGUAUUUUUUUUUUUUAUCUUCAUUACUUUAUUUGCCUGUUUUACUGUAGUACAUUAUGCAGUUGUGCUUUUAUGCUGUGAUGCAUUUAAGCUUUGAUAUCUUGAAACUAGUGCAUUAUACAGCUUUACCUUAUUUUUAAGAUUGUGGUACAUUAUGUGGUUGUACUUUUACUAGGAAGCAUUUAAGAUGUGUGGCAUUUAAAACUGUUUAAUUUAAAUUUGCAUUUAAUACUGUUGCAUGUAAUACCGCAAGUCAGUGGAAACUGCAGUGUGUUUGAAGACUGAAACAUUUUUUGAAAACUGUGAUACAUUUAGAAAACUGUGUUACCUUUUAUACCUUGAGGCCUUUCGACUGUGGUGCCUUUAAACUUUGACUUUUUGCACCUGGUUGCCUUUUAAACUUCCUUGCAGGCACUUUUGUUAUCUAUUUUGCUUCCCCUCGGUCCCAGUGAUUUAUUCCCGGUUCCCUGGGUGUUUAGGGGCCAUGUAGGCUUCAGACAGAGUCCUUUACCUGGUCUCUAAACCGCAAACACACUCAGAAUAGGCCCACAUGUGUGCAGUUUGUGCCUUAAUGGGCCUAAUACAGAUGACUUGCAUUGUGGGAAUACAAGUUGUGGCAGCUAUCUUGGAUAAGGGCAAUUGCCAGAAAGAUCCUAAAAUAAAGGGAAAAUUACAGUAAACAUACCACACUUAUUUGGUAAGUAUUUGCAGGGUCUCCAGACAUGGAUAAGUGCUGUCUUCAGCCUGUUUUAAAGCUGUUUCACUGGUUUCUUAUAGAAUUUAACAGUGCACUUUUUUACUUAAUACUUUACCACAGGUAAUAUUUAGUAAUUAUUAUUUGUCAGAUGUCUGAUUCUUCACAGGAUCUGGUUAUGAGUAGAAACAGUGGAAGAAAUCGUUUAUGCACUGACUGCCUCCAGAAGGUUGUCGCUUUAGCAUGACCUAUCAAUGUGCAGCCACAUGAUUUGCGGGCAGGGCUUACAAAGUAAGUUCCAGAGGCCUUACGGGUAAGAAAAGAGGCCAGGCUUUACCCUGUGGAGGAAGUUAUUUCCAACCCCAGAACUACACCAUCUAAGUUGCAAAGUUAUGGAUCAUAGGUGGACGUAGACCUGUCCAAAAUUUUACGCCUACCAUUGCAGGAGGCCAGCCAGCUGUGACUUCCGCUGCUGUUUCUACAAACAUGAAAUAUGUGAUUAAAGAUCUAAAGGCUACUAUGGAGAGAGAGAGAUUAAAAGCCAAGACUGAAGAGAAAUUCUGAAGUCUUCAGGUUACAACUGACUUCUUCACAGAAACUUCCCUAGAUGUAACUAGGAGAUUCUCUGGAUCAAAUGGCUUUAUCUAUAGCAGAAGCAUUAUGGUUCUGUUUCUGGGAUGAUGACUCAUCCUCCAAGUCUGCCCUCCACACCAUUCUAUUUGAAGGGGUGGUGCUGUUUGGGAAAACUUUGGAUAAUUCCAUUGAAAAGGCGAAUGAGGGCUGCAAGAUAUUUGUACCUCAGGACGGAAGUUCCAAGGAUCCCAGCUCCUCAUAGUCUGACCGGAGAACCUCCAGUGACCAGUAUUUCUGAGAUACAUGGAGCUACUGACCCUGCAGGGUAUACUCCAGAGGUAACUCAUGGCAGUUGGUAAACCUGCCUUUCAAGGUUCUAAUGGAGCUAUUAAGCAGUCGUUUUGCUCUUCAGCAAUGAACAUGUCUCCUCCAGUACUAGGAGUCUCAUUUUUCUGAUCACACAUACACGGGCUCGUCAUACUCUGGAGGCUUGAGUGGUAUGCAUAGUCCAGAUUGAUAUAGACUGGAGUUUUUUCUUCAGGCACAGGAGUCUCCAUACCAACAGGAGUAUUAAGACCAAUGAAUCAAAAGGUAAAGCACUGAAGGAAGAAGCCUUCUGGACAAAGAGGUGAUUUAUUUUUUUUUAGGUCCCAGAACAAGAGCAGUUCCAGGGACAAGUUUCGCCUAUCUUCUGGUGCUAAGAGGAAAAGCACAUGGAAGCCUACACUGGACCUAAAAGGGGCCAACAAGAGGCUGAAUGUCAGAGUCUUCGGGAUGGAGUCAAACAGAUCCAUAUCUUAAGCAAUCUAGAAGGAUAAUUUCCUUACCUCUAAAUAUCUCAAGGAUGCUUACUUUCAGUCCAAUCUGCAGAGAUCUUCGGCAUUAGCUCAGAAGAGAACUUCCAAGUUAGUGCCCUACUAUUUGGCCUGAAUGCGGCCGCAAUAAUCCUUAUAUGUGUUUAGUGUUAUUGAGAGUCCAGAACUCCACCUGGUUCCAUUAUCUGAAGGAUCUACUUCUGAUAGCCUUAGACCAAGAGAAGGCAGGCACACAGAGGUAUUUAGUUCUUUCAUAACUCCUAAAGUUUGGCUGCUUGUUGAAUAUCAAGAAAAGCAUUUUCACAUCAGCUCAGUUGUUGACAUUCCCAAGUGGAAAAUUUAUAUACUCUGCUUUUUCCCUAUCUCAGGAACAGUUCCACAGAUUGUGAAGGUUUUCUCUCACAGUUUAUCCAUUUCUGCUUGGUAACAGCAAGAAAAUAGAUGCAACUACUAGGAAUCCUGGCUUCCACCAGCAGACUUGUCAGAUGGGCCCAAUGGCAUCUCAGGAUUCCUCACAGAUCCUUCCUAUCUUGGUUUAACAAGAGAAAGAUUAUUGGAGCCAGCCACUGAUUAUGUCCCCAUCAGUGGAGUUACACUUUACCUGGUAGCUGAAAAGAGGGAUUAGAUCUCUGAGUUUCCCAGGGAACAGAACCUCAUUGGUCAAUUAUUAGCUCGAAUUCCAGUUUUUAUAAGAUUGGUUUUACAGUGUUUGGACCAUGUUGCACAAUAUUUCCAUUCAUUUGUAUGGUAUUACGAGUCAUUUUCAAGGCUCUUCUUCACUUCAGAGGCUUGCUGAAGAACGAGUGGGUACAAAUUUGCUCAAAUAUCAAUGCAACUGUAUCCUAUAGCUAUCAAGAUGGGUCUCACAGAUACGUAUUGAUGGAAUUCCAGCCCAUAAUCAGGGCACAGAAGAACAACCAGGGGCUCAGAAUACAAUGGCUGUUUGCUUGAGCCGAAUAACUGUGGACAAGGUGUAUUGGCAACCAUGUCACGACAUAUCCUCGGGGUUGACGCAGAUUUGUCUGAUACCCUACAUAGAUCUGAUGGCCAUUUCUUGGAACUACCAGGUCCAGAAGUAUUUUCUACAUGCUAGGACCAGAAUGCUCAGGUGCAGGAUACACUGACUCAAAUUUAGAAUUUUAGUCUGAUGUACAUAUUUUCCUGUUUUCGUCUUUCCUAAAAAGGUAAUUCAAAAGGUGACAGUGGAAGACCGUGUCGACUAAUUCCUGUGAUGAAUAAAUGAUUAUGGAACCUCCAAGGGAAAUUCCAGUAUGUCCAAACCUAUUACAAGGCCCCUUGACACACUAGGAUCCUCAAGUUCUGGUGUUGAUGCGGGAGUCCAUAUUAGUAUAGACAUCCAUGAGACGGUCAUUGAGAUACUCUUACAAUCCUAUACAGGCUUUACAAAGCUUGACAUGCUUUUGUCUGUUGGAAUUACUCCUCGUUCAGGCCUUGAAAGGUUCUGUGUUAUAAUACUCUAGAGGAGCACUUAGCAGCACUUUGCUUCAUAUAGGCAUUGAUUGAAAUCAUGCCUCCACUGAGUGUGGCGAAGCCAAUACGUGACGUACCACUGGUCUCACGGGCCCUGACUAAACCAUUAUUCGAACCUCUAGAAGGAGCUUCCAUGGUGGUAGCACAGAAAGUGCUGGUGGCUGGUACCCCAGCAAGGAAAAUGGGUGAACACCAGGCUUGAUUCUGUGAACCCCCUUUCCCUACUUUUCAACAGAUAUGGUCGUCUUGCAUUUGGCACCUGAAGAUCCUGCCUAUGGUGAAUUAUGUAUGUCAUUCUCUACAUAUACUGAAGGGUACCCAUUGAGCGUGGAUGCUGGUUGAUCCCUGGUGCUUUGCUGCAUGUUAGCAACAAUUGAACUCAAGCCUUCGCUAAGGGUGUUGAAACCAAUAUGUGACAUACCACUGGUCUCACAGGCUCUGACUAAACCAUCAUUUGAACCUCUAGCAGGAGCUUCCAUGAUGUUAGCACAGAUGUUGCUGUUACUGGUGGCUGGUACCUUAGCAGGGUGAAUGUGUGAACUCGAGGCUUGAUCCUGUGUACCCCCAUUCACUGAAUUUCAACAGGAUAUGGUUGCCUUGCAUGUAGCACCAGAGAUCCUGCCUAAAGUGAGAGCCUUUCAAUGCCAUUCUCUACCUGUACCAAAGGAUUUUGGGGCAUUCUCCACUAGUGCUGUUACAGCGUCUCGUGGGCUUCCAUGGCAAAGGUCUCUGCUGAAACUUUGUAAAGUUGGCAUUUGGAUCUCUUUGAACCAGUUUGUCCUGCAUUACAUAUUGAACAUUGAAGCAAUUAAUGAGGCACAAUUUGGACGUCAUGUCCGUUCUCUACCUGUGCUGGAGGGUAUCACGGCACUCUCCUCUCAUGCUGUUGCAGCAUUGUGGGUUUCCAUGGCAAUGGUUUCUGCUGACACUUUUUGUAAGCUAGCAUUUGAACCUCUUUAGACAUGUUUGUCUGGCAUUUCAUACUGUUCGUUAAAACAGUCUAUGGUGCACAAUUUGGUACUCAAGUACUUAACUCAGUUCAUUCUUCUAUCUAUGUUGAAUUAUUCUGAUCUAUUUGAUUGGCUAUUCUGUCCCUCCCUUUGUAAGCUUGGGUAUUCCCCAUGUGUAUAUGCUGCCAUGAUUAGCCAGGAAAGUGGAAAAUGUAUUCAUACUUACUGUAAUUUUCUUUUCCUGGCUAUUAUUCAUGGCAGCACAUACUUCCCACCCAUUAAUAUCUCUAUUUAUGUACUGUAGAGCUUGUAAACUGACUGAGGACCUUAGGAAUGGAGCCUCCUUUUAAAACCUUGGUGCUUUUCCUAUCCUAUCAGCUGUAAGGGGAGGAGCUAACCCAUGUGUAUAUGCUGCCAUGAAUAAUAGCCAGGAAAAGAAAAUUACGGUAAGUAUGAAUACAUUUUCCACUAUACUUUUGUGUGGCAAUUUUGUUUUCUGUGAUGGCUAUUAAACCUACAAGACAAACAUAUCAACGUCUAAAAAAAAUUUCACAUUGAAAUUUAGUCCUAUAAGCUGGAAUCCUAUACAUGUUAUGUACUCUAUAAAUCAAGACACAUAAAUUAAUUUAUUUUGAAUUACUUUUUCGAAGCUGGACAUAUUGUGCACACGCUAUUAUUGACAAAACUGUCAAAGAUAAAUGUUUUUUUCUUCUUCCUUUUUUUGGCAUUUGUUUUAUAAUUAAUGAGAAUUUAUCCAUGUAUAUGUGACAUCAAAUUAAAGCCCUUUUUGCCCUCUAAAAAAAACGGUAUAUAAUAUGUGUUGGUGCAAUAAAUGACAGAGAUGCAAAUUGCGUGUGAACACAAAUAGAAAAAAAUGCAAAAAUGGCUUGUGUCCUUAAGGGUAAGUUAAGUUUUUGAAGCUGCGUCCUUAAAGGGGUUAAUGUUGCUUAUGUCAAAUAAACAAAAAAUAAUUAUCUAUAGAAGGAAUCUACGGAUUAUUCUUCCGAGUGUUAAAGGGCCGCAUUAUCAAAAUCUACAAUUUUAACUCCCAACAAAACGUGUGAACGACCAGGACUUCUACAGAAAAGCAUACAUAUUACAAGCCGGAGUUGAGACUUUGUAUUCAUGUUCUCAUUAUCCCUAAAUGGCGAUCUCAUGAAUUAGACAAUAUAGACCUCCUCCCAAAGAACAAGGCAGCAGCCUGAACACCUGUCACAGCCCUGGGACACAGACUGGCCUUUAUUGUGGGAUGGCAGCUGCUAACUGCCAUCAGCAUCACAUUUCAUGCACAAAGACUUGCUUCAUUUUUAUGGUUCAGGGCUACGCAAGAAAUGAAGGAGAAGGGCGAACAUUUUACGUGAGAGUAUCGUGUUGCAUUUUAAAUAUAAUGUUUGAAUAAAAUUAAAGUAAGUACACAUCAUAACAAACACCAAACAAACAAGCAGCAAAGGGAAAAAAUACUCUGGUACUGUGGCUGUUAGAAUGCCUAAUUAUUAAACCUUUGUGAUACCCACUUUGCUGUCGGCUGUCAAGUCAGCCUCCUGGGGGAUUGUUUGGGUUUUAUCCUAGCGCAGUGACAUUACUGGGUGGCUGUGUGUUAGUAAAAAUAAACACAAUGUCAAUAAAAGAGGUAAUUGAAUGGGAAUGAAAAUGCACAUUUUGACCAAGUUCAUAAUAAUUUUAGUUUUAUUUACUAAAUUAGGAAUUGUAGAGAAAUUUAAGGGAAUCACAAAUAGCUGAAUUGGAAAAAUUGUUUAAUUGGGAAAUUUUUCCAGUUCAGCCAUUUUAAAUGAAAAGUUUGCAAAUCCGUUGACAAGCCUUCAAAAUUUUUAUUAAGUGUAUUCCUGACACUAUAGUUCUCUGUUUAGAUAGUCAGCCCCCCCUUACCUGGGGUUAGAAAGGUGAUUUACUCCAUGCAUCUGGCCUUGCCAUAACUGAUGAUCUCAGCCAAUCACAAUGCUUUCCCAUAGGAAUCAAUUCUGAUGAUCUCAGCCAAGGAGGCAGGAUGGAGAGGCGGUGUCUGUCUGUGUCAUGGUCUGUCAUGGUGUGUGUGUGUGUCUGUCAUGGUAUAUGUGUGUUUCUGUGUCUGUCAUGGUGUAAAUGUGUGUUUAAAAAUAGUGUUUUUGCUCACCUUUUUUUUCCCCACGCAGCGUGCUGGUCUCCCUCGACUGGCCCUGCCUCUAUAGCUGAGAUCAUCAAGCUUGAUGAUCUCAGCCAAUCCAAUGCUUUACCAUAGGAUUGGCUGCAAAACGCCACUCCAAUUAGCAUCUCCUCAUAGAGAUGCAUUGAAUCAAUGUAUCUCUAUGGGGAACGUUCAGCACCUACAGAGUGUGGAGGCCAUGAAUGUAGGUGCACUAACACAGGAAGCACCUCUAGUGACCGUCUGAGUGACUGUCACUAGCAGUGUCACUUUGAAGCAAUGUAAACACUGCCUUUUGUCUGAAAAGUCAGUGUUUACGUUGAAAAGCCUGUAGGGACAUGCUAUAGACACCAGUACCACCACAUUAAGCUGUGUGUGUGCGUCUGCUAGUGAGUGAGCUUGCUUGCAUGCGUGUGCCUGCUAGUGAGUGAGCUUGUGUUUUAUGUCAAUGAGCUGAUGUAUAUCAGUAAGAUUGUUUGUCUAUGAGGCUGUGUAUCAAUGAGCUUGUGUGUGUCAUUGAGAUGUCAGUGAAAUUGCCUGUGUCUGCAUGUGCGUAUGCUUACUGUAUAAUUAAACGUUUUACCCUGAAAGGACCAAUAUUUUAUAUUAGAAAAAGCAAUAUAUAUAUAUAUAUAUAUAUAACUCAAUCAUCUGUCCUGGCAAGACAUAGCCUUACAUAUUACACGCGACAAUAUAUGGCACAGUGACUUAUGGGGCUGGCACAAAUUAUUUUUCCAGGGCUGCUUUGUAUCCCCAGUCCGGCCCUGCGUUUGAGGAGUGUUUUUUAGGCUCUAAUGUAGGUAUUGUCUACAUAAAAAUAACUGCAGGGACUGACUAUACUCACCAGAUUAACUACAAUAAGCUGUAGUUGUUCCUAGUGUCCCCUUAAUAGGAAAAUCUAAAUGAAAAACAAACUUUAAAUAAUUGAGUUAACCGUUUCAUAUGAUGGUUGCUAUGCUGUCCUGUUGUUACGGAACAAGUUGCCGCUAUAUAAAUGCCAAUAAUAAUAAUAAUAAUGACCGUAUUGUUUUUCUUUCAGUUUUCCUUUCUUUCUUGCGCAGAAUCUUGAGAUUCAUGCACUGCCAUUUUUUUUCCUAUGUCCAUGCUGCCUGCAAUUGCCAUUCUGUGGCAUUGACUGAGGGAUUGUGGGUAAUUUAGCUUAGAAAAUGAAGAGACAAAAAAUAAUAAUUAAUCUAAAAACAAAACUUGCAAAGCGGUCAUGCUGUUUUGAACACAUCUCUUGCUGUUUUACUGCAGCAGGAUAUGAUUCAUGUUGGUACCAGCGAAUCCAGAUACUUGGGGCUCCCUUCUGAGAGAUGGGGUCAGGUUUUCUGUUUAGGGUGAUGACGUAGUAUAUGUCAUAAUGCUCGCUUGGGCAUUCGUUUCACAGAUAAGUACACAUGCCUGCACCCAAGUAUACCGUGCCAUUAGGGUUAAAUUAAUUUACAUGGCAUUCUCUACCUGGGUUGGGCCAUUCGGACAUGCAAUCUAAAUUACAAAAUAAAAUAAUUGAGAAUGAAAAAAUAAAAAAACCAAAGCACAAUCUAACUUUAGUUAGCUAUCGAGUUGUAGAAAACCUUGUUCUUCUUUAACCCCUUAAGGACCAAACUUCUGAAAUAAAAAGAUAUCAUGACAUGUCCUUAAGGGGUUAAGCUAUAACAACACUAAAAGAUUAUGGUCCUUAAGAUGGUUAAUAAUGGGGGGCGGGGCCUGACCUGCAAACUAGACGGUCGCAUGGCAGAGGAGCUCCCAAUGCCAAAGCGUUUUUUGGGGGAUAUACUCACUAAAAAGAUGCCGGGGUACGCUACCCACGCUGGGGCACCCUGGCGAAUCGCCUGAUAUCGAACUCAAGUAAUUCCCACAAGCACAAGCCUGAAGGGGCCCAAGGCGGCCCGCGGUGGAUGGGGCUGGGGGGAGGCGGCCGCUCUCCUCGCCUCCACACUGGGCGCGCUGUGCCACAGAUCACCCUUCCCCCCCCUACAGGACCGGCGGGGGUUAUCCCGGUCCAACCCCGCCAGACGGAAGGGCUACGGCAGAUGCGGAUGGCGGAGCCUAACAAGCAGCUCCCAGCCGCACAGACCCACACAAUGGCAAACGCCACGUGCGACUGCAAUGGCGGCAGAGCGGAGACCGAUGUCCUGAAAAGGCUAGACGCUAUCUUCGACGCCUUUUGGGCACAACUAGCACUCAGAGAACGACAGGUCAACAUACAAGAGACCUUACCCAGAGACGGACCCGCACGUGCUUGCCACAGCCACGCUGUUCCCCGCUCGGAGGCACCCACAAGAUGGCGCCGCAGACGGAGACCUCACCCGCAUACCCGCAAGUGUCUGACCAAAACAGCGCUGAUAACCCGCAGGGACAAGCAGGUCCCACCUCAUCCUCACACGGCACCAAACCCCGCCAGGCAACCUUCAAGAAGCAAACACCCAUCAGGGCACCAGAACCUGUCAACGCCAAGGGGAGUUCCAGAAUCCAGGACCAAAGCACCAACUACCUACAAUAACACUACAGGUACCCACAGCGACAAGCGACCAGGCCCAGCAUCGGACCUAGCGCAACUAAACUUUGCCUUAUCCCAGCGGCCACAAAAACCAGCGACAAGAUCCCUACCUAUGCCCCAAAAGGACUGCCAAGUACCCCUAUCAACAUUCCCAAUGCUGGGCAUAGGUUGACAGCGAGCACUCAGGCUGGACUCUCAGAGGCACAUACCCCAAACCUCUGCCACAACGGACACUGUGUUAACCACUUUGCAGCCUCCUAAACAGAGACCCACCUAACUGGAGACCUCUACGAGAUAAGCCUAUAAUGCCUACAAGCCAAUAAGCAAUAUGCGUUUAUAUGUACCACGUAUGUUUGGCAACGAGAUAUGCCAUUGGGGACCAUGGCGGAGUAACCUGUCGCAAUGGUGUUUUACUCUUUCCUCCUGGCCCGUGCCAUGUAUUUACCCCUAUGCUGUGCCUUGAAGCAGAAACUGCAUUUGCAUAAGUGACAGGGUAGUGAGGGUGUCUCUGCAAUGUCCUAGUACAGCCUCGGUUGAUAUAUUGCGCAGUUGCCUAAUACACCCAAGUCGUCACGGUAUAAUGGGGAAUAUUUAAUCUAAAUCACAGGCAUUACUGUUCCUAUUGUAUUUAUGACUGUUCCGCAGUUAUAUGCUUAAUUACACUCAUGUCCUUAACCUGUGUCCUACUUUCAUGACACUCACUUAGUACAUCUGGCAUGCUACUCACCACGUCUAACAUGCUUAGAUUUCUAAUCAACUUUAAACUGCUAUAACUUACAAACAAACGUAUGCAUAGCUUGAUUAUAAUUUUAUUAUAAAAAUGUGCCGAUGUUUACAUGCCAUAAACGUGAAAAACUGUGUUCUAACUGUUCUUAUGCAUGCCGUUGUGGCAUUGUUAAAUGUUCUGUUACCUCCUGCACAAUGAAAAAUAAAGAAUUUAAAAAAAAAAAUAAAAAAAAAUAAAAUAAAAAAAAGAUGGUUAAUAAUGGAUGGAUGAUAAAUUUAGGGGCUUCUUCUUGAAAAGUACUAAUGUAGUAAUUUAAAAAAGUGGAGGUAAUUCACUAAAAUUUACCAUCCAAAAAAUAAUCCCAGCCCAUUUUCCAUAAUGGCACAAACUCAAACUAUCCCUGAAAUGGAGUAUCCAGAGGUCCAGCCAGUGUGAGGAUAAGGCACAGUGCCAACAUUGCUGCAUGCUCUUCUGCUGUAAGAUUGCGUGACUGACACCCUUCUCAAUUACGAUUCCUACUAAGGGAUUCAGAGAUGGGGCGGGGAAUCUGUUUGACAUCACCUGGAGCAAUUCUGCACAUUAUACUACUGUCCACUCAGGCACCCAUUUGCGGCAGCCAGCCCCUAAUGCAGCCAAGUCCCAGUGGACCCCAGUGAAGCCACCCUCCAGCAUCGAAAGGGUAUGGGGAACAGGAAGGCAAAAAUAUGUAAACUACGACGUGUGCAUGUCAGUAUGUGUGUGUACAUGUUCAUGCAUCCCUGCAUUCAAAACACCAACACUACUUACAAAUGCUCCACUGCAUUCAAAUAGCAAUAGUAAAUACCAACACACUAUAAUUUAGUAUAUAGUCAUUUUGGCAAUAUUGAAUAAAAAAAUUACAGCUGGGAGCAAUGCAAGUGCUCCUUUGCAGUCCUGGCGCUCAGCGACUGGGUCAGAAUGCAGCCGCCGGCUUACCAUAACAAUGUGAGUGCCAGACUUGAAGAAUGUUUUAUAUAGUCUGCACCAACUACAGGUGCAGAACACUCCCCCACUGGUCUACCAGGACGCACUCAGCAGCACCAUAGAACUUUACUCCCUCUAGCCCUGCAGGAAGGUACAUUUGACAUUAACAUUACACACACACACACACACAUCACACUGAGCUAACCUCACAUAUUAUUUAUAAAGCACCAAUAAAUUCCUCAGCGCUGUACAUACAAUCGCAUUCAGGCAAACUCCACAUACUAUUACACUCUGUCACCAAACACAGCCCACUUAGAUGUAUUGCUUAGGGGAGCGACGAGGGGGGUCCUGUUUUUGGUUCUUAGUUACGGUGCUGACUCGUAUGACUUAGGGGAUGUCUAACUGCAAUAAGAUAAUGUGCUGUUAAUUUAUUGUACGUUUUCCACAUGUCACUGCUGGAGAUAAUAUUAAGUUAAUAUACUAAAUCCUCUCUAACGCCCUUUAAAUUGACAUUAACCUUUGGGUUUUUUUUUUUGGUAGCACUGAUUUUUCUUUGGUCACAUAUUAGAUGUGCAUCAUUGUUCUGUUACGUUAGUGCCUACACAUUGCUGGGUGAAAUAGAUAUUGCACUUUUAUCUUUUAUUUGUUGUUGUUCAGGCACUUGUUUGACACUAUAGGGUCCAGCUAGGAGGCAUGCAACUGAUCCAUUAUUAUUACUGAACACAUGCAAUGAUAAAGGUCCAUUAACUGUUUAAAAGGAAAGGAGAAACAAUAAUAGCACUGACAAAGUUAAAAAAUAAUGAUGUGCUGGAUAAAUCUUUCCUUAUAUAGAUAAAACAAUUGUGACUUUUUCCAAUUUUUAUUUUGAGUUGUGUGGACUGUAACAUAGUAAAAGGCCGAUCCGAAGCACCAUCACCACUAAUGCCUAUUGUACUUCUUAUUAAGCAAGGGGUCUAUGGAUGUCUUCCCUCCACUAACUGAUCAAUUGUUUAAAAAAAAUAAAAUAAAAAUAAACUACUGAGGUUUUCCCAGCACCCAAAGCCACUCUCAAGUUUCUCAGUAAUAAUGAGAACGUUCACAUGCGCAUGCCAUGCAAUCAUAAGCUCUGGGAAGGAACUUUAUCAGGACUCUGCCAUGCCGAAUCACCAGUAUGGCUAAAUCACUAUCAGCACUUCCAGUGCCACAGAGCUGACAAAAGCUGCAUAGGGAUAACAGCUGCAGGGCCAAGGUUGAACACCUCUGGUAUAUUGUCUUUCACAACUCAGUAACAAAGUGAUUUAGGUAAAAUACAGGAAAUAGCAUAGUUUAGGAAUUUCAUUCACAAGAAGAGCAAACGCUUGCAAACUAACUUGAGUAUACAUCCCAGCUGUUCUGAGUUUGGUUGGCCUAUCCUGGAAUUGGGGUUCUCUGGACAAAAGGAAGUAAUAAAAAAAUAAAGCACCGUGAAUUUAUAUGUGCGUCUGAGCUUGUUAAUAUGUAUAGCUAGGAAGCUGCAUGUCUGCUCCGUGUCCUUGGACAUUCAUCUGAUAUCAGCCCACCAACACCUAUUUUAUGUGUUUUAAAUUGGGUAGAAGGCACAUUGACAUUGCAGGAGUCAUACCAUAGAUGUUGAUUACAACAGUGCUGGAAAAGUUAUAGAGUGAGAAGAAAUUAGUAAAGAUAAGAUCAAGAUUGUAACCAGCUAUGGGAGUAGGUGUGAAUGAGAACUUAGAAGGGGGUGCAAGGCAACUAGUAACACAUUAAAUGACCACUAUAGGCAUCCAGUCCACUUAUUUUCAAUGUUGUACUCUGGGGUGCAGUGGCCCGGCCAUUUAUUGCAGGCGGCUGUGAGUCUCUGAGCUGAUAGAAUAACUUUAUGGAGCCCUGAAUCUAAAUUGGUAGUAGUGUUAUAGGAACUCAAGGCUAAGAAGCACAUAAGAAAAUGGACACGGAUUCCAGGAAGCGAACAUUGAUUUAUUUGCAGCUGCAAAUGUCUCAAUCAGACAAUAGUCUUGGAGUACCUGACUGAGCACACGUUUACAAGAGAACAAAGAAUAUAUACCACAAAUGACGUUUUCCAUACGUAUACAGAGAAUACAAAAAUUAGAUACAAUUAUUAAACUAAAACUUAUCUCUUACAUAUGUUAAAAGUGGGCGUUCCUGACAUUCCACACAUGGACCCUGGUCCAAGAUAGUUGCACAGUAGUUUUAACCAUGUGAGUACUGAAAUUUACUUAAAGAUCCUGUAGCUUCUACCACAGUAGAACACUAUAGCAUUAGGAAAACACGUUUGCAUUCCUAACGCUAUAGUGUUCCUUUAAUGGCUAGGUUGUGCACUGGGGCACACAAACUUUUAAUGUUAUGAAGUCCAUUGGUUGAAAUAAAAUUGCAUCUGAACUCCAAUAGCGUGGGUCCCUUACCGUACUGUACUAAAGCUCCCACUCGCCUACUCCACUGUAGGGCUGGAUGGAAGUGAUGGCAGUGUUUGAAGGAAGCCAUGUUGAAUGAGAAUAGAGCAGACUCCAGCACUUGCAGCCUGAUCCCCAAUGUACCCCAAGGAAGCCAAAGUCCUGAUAUAAAAUGUUGGUAAAGUGGAGGAUGGCUUGAAACAUAGAGGGUUAUUCACUUCAGUGAUAAUUUAAAAUUUAAAGUGAAAAUAGCCGAACUGGAAAAAUUCUCUAAACCAGCUAUGCUAUCAAAUUCUCUUUGUAUUUACAAUGUGGAAUACUUUUUGUGGAAUAAGCCUGGUAGAUUUCUACAAGUGUACAAAAUUAAGUCUUAUGUUCAAACUCCCAUUACUCACAGGUGGCAGCAAUGGCUAUAGUAAUCAGCAGCCCAAAUACAAAGAUUGUUUUGCCUUCUUUUGGAUCAACAACAAAAAACAAAUGUGAGGGUGACUGAACUUGAUGUACAAAUGUCUCUUCAGCCUAUGUAACUAUGUAAAGAACAAAAGGAAAAAAAGUUACCUGCACACUAUCCCAAAUCCCAAUGCACAUUUAAAUAACAGGAGGUUUUUAGUAUUACUUCAAUGGCCAUUAAGGUGUGAGCUGAGCUGCCCCGUCAAAGCAAACCUUUUAGGGAAACUUUACAUAGUAUCAUUCCAAAAGCCAUUAAAGUGUAAGCUCACCUGCUCUGUCAAGGUGAAUUGCUACAAGGUAAGUUAGGAUUCAAAGUGAAGGUCAGACUAGCUGAACUAUUUAGCUAUUUUAAAUUGAAUUUGAAAUUCACUGAGUUCACCUUGAAUACCUCCCAUCUUUGGCACUCCAGGAAUCGGGACAUCGGUGGGAGUCCUUACAUUGGCUUCCUGUAUUCUAUAAGAGUCAAUUCAAAGUACUAAUCCAUACAUAUAAAGCACUGAACAAUCCUAGCCACUCAUAUAUCUCUUCACAGAUCCAUAGGUAUGUCCCUUCUCGGUCUCUCCGCUCUGCCCCUGACCUUCUCCUGUCCGCUGCUCGCACCCGUAUGGCCAUGCUUGCAGGACUUCUCGCGAGUGGCUCCCUUCCUAUGGAAUAGCCUGCCUACCGCCAUCAGACUCUCCCCUAGUCUUCAAUCAUUUAAAAAGUGUCUUAAAACCCAUCUCUUUAGGAAAGCUUAUUGCCUCCUAGAGUAACCUCUACCUCACAUACUUGGAAAGGGCCCAAAAAUCAGGACUGUUCUGUCAGAAUCAUGACUGUUGGGAGGAAUAUGUGAUGGGACAAGAGAACUUAUACAAAAAAUGUGCAGGAGUUUGCUUGGCAGUGUGUAUCACUGUUUGCCCAGGCAGUGUGUGUAACUGCCAGUGAAGUAACGAAAAUCUACAGCCAUUUCGUGACAUCUGAUAACAACUUUAGAAUACUGUGCUCCAGACUAUAGUCAUACCUUCACUUUAGGUUUGCAGGUUAGUUUUUUCUGUUCUAAUGGCUAUUCAGAAUAGCACUCUCGAAUGGUUUAACCCCUACAGUUGCCUCCAGCGUCGAUCUCCAUGUCCCCCAGGCGGCAUCCUAAUUCAGAAUCCGAGUUACAGGAAAGGCACUGUGCCGCCGGGCAUUGGCACCACGGAUUGCUAGAGUGAUCAGCUGAUGCUCUAAGCCAGUCAGUAGAUCCCCAUCAUAAAGAGGUACGUACAUUUUUUAAAAACGAAAGGCUAAUGAUUGUCUUAGAGCUAGUUGCUGGAGGCAAACUUUGGGGUUAAACUGUUCGAGAACAGUUUAAUGCCUUAAAGUAAGAGAGAGUGCCCAGGUGCCUCCUGGCACCUUAACUUUAUUUACAUGCAGUUGUUAUAGUGAUCGGAGUGUUCCUGCACACAAAAAAAGUUAAAGCAGGUAACACGUAAUAAACUAUAUUAUGUGCCUGGUAUACUAUAUUUUGGGCAUGAUCAACUAAUUCUAGUGCAGGUGAUUGAUAGCACAGCACAAGGCCGUCCCGUCCUUAGGGCGAACUGGGGCCAUGGCCCCAGACGACACUUUAACAGGGGCAGCAUUUUGCCACUCCGGCCUUAGGGGUCCAGGCUGCCGAGGCUGCUCUCUAAUUGGGCAACUUAGGCCAUUGCCUAAGGCUUCGCGGCCACCUAAAUCAGCUUGGGGCAGACUAAUCCAUCGGGCCCUCGGCCAACACCAGGAGGGGACCCAGCUGCUUGCCCUGUAUGGCGCUGAGUGCAGGGCCCCAACAUCAGUUUGCCGUGGAGGAGAGAACCUCUGGUCUGCAGCUCCACUGAGUGUGAGCUGGAGACUAUUUGACGGAGGGAUCGCGAGCUCCCAGAGCAUUGCCAUGGGUUACCAUGGAAAUGCUCUGGCCGGAGCUUGCAAGAACCCCAUCACGUGGUCUAUAGCUCACACCCGGCGGAGCUGGAUACCGGAGAGCCAGCCCACUGGACCACCAGGGACAGAAUUACUUUUAAAAAAUGUAUGUUAGUGUGAAGAGGCUCAUCACAGCUUGCCCCGCCCACCACUGUCACCCUACAGCCUGCCCGCACAACUCUCACACCCUGACUGUCACCCUCAAACCCUGCCCCACCCACCACUGCCACCCUAUACUGUCACCCUACAGCCUGCCCCCACAACUCUCACACCCCGACUGUCACCCUGAAACCCUGCCCCACCCACCACUGUCACCCACCACACCCUGCCCCCCUAUACUGUCACCCUUUUUUAGCCCAUAGGUAAGAGGCAGGGAAGGGGGAUAAGCCCAAUUUAAUUUAAACUGCUCACCCCCCAGAAUGUAUCCAACACACACACUACAUGCACUACACAGAUACUACAUCCACUGCAUCCACUACACAGCAGGCAUUGCAUUCACUACACACACUGCAUUGGCAUGCUUCUGGUGGUGGUGGGGGAGGGCAGUAUUUUAUCCUUGGGCCAGCCCUGGUACAGCGUGCACACUAUGAAGAAAUAUAUAUUUUCUGUGGCACCUCUGGUGCUCCGUGUUAGUCAUGAAAUAGUGUGAAAAGUCAGAAAUUCUAAGUGAAACUGUGACGGCAGAUAAUACCAGUGUGGACCAUCUAGUAUGUCCAAUUUUCACAUUUUAGCAAAGAAUGGAUUACCUGGGAUUUAACAUCGCUGACAUGGGCCUUAACACUGGACAUUCACAUUGACUGUUUACACUCAGCUUGUACAAGGUACACGGCUCAGUGAAAUCACACGCGGGCGGUCACGCCAACCCAACAAAUGCACUGCACUUGCCAACACACCUUCUGUCCUCCAGCGCAGCUGCCGUCUGGGACAAUACUCUCCGCUCCCAUUGGUCGGCAGCGGCCGUGAUGUCAGCAGUGGCCUGCCAUUCACAUGCAAAUAAGGCUAGCUAUAUGGAGGCCUCGAGCAGGCGCAUUGUGACGUCACAAAGAGACCAGGGAACGUUCUAUCAGUACAGUCACAUGGAGCGGGGGGACAGACAGGUGAGCGAUCUGUACACUCACUCUAUGUAUUCCUUACUGUGCUGGGGACCGGGCAUCCGGCCGGCCGGAGCCUAACUCAGGGAUAUACCAACGUUGUGAAGGCCCAGGGUGUGCCAAGGACCCGUAUCCCUGUCUAUGGGAGUAGUGUGUGCCUUGGGCCUGUAUCCCUGCCCUGUGCAUGGGAGCAUUGUGAGCUGUGUGCAACAAUCCCUGCCCCGUGCAUGGGAGCAUUGUGAGCUGUGUGCAUGGGAGCAUUGUGAGCUGUGUGCAUGGGAGCAUUGUGAGCAACAAUCCCAGCUGUGUGCAUGGGAGCAUUGUGAGCUGUGUGCAACAAUCCCAGCUGUGUGCAUGGGAGCAUUGUGAGCUGUGUGCAACAAUCCCAGCUGUGUGCAUGGGAGCAUUGUGAGCUGUGUGCAACAAUCCCAGCUGUGUGCAUGGGAGCAGUAUAUGCCAUGGACCCAUAUUCUAGCUGUGUGCAUGGGAGCAGUAUAUGCCAUGGACCCCUAUCCUGUGUGCAUGGGAGCAGUAUAUGCCAUGGACCCAUAUUAUAGCUGUGUGCAUGGGAGCAGUAUAUGCCAUGGACCCAUAUUCUAGCUUUGUGCAUGGGAGCAGUAUAUGCCAUGGACCCCUAUCCUGUGUGCAUGGGAGCAGUAUAUGCCAUGGACCCAUAUUAUAGCUGUGUGCAUGGGAGCAGUAUAUGCCAUGGACCCAUAUUCUAGCUGUGUGCAUGGGAGCAUUGGAAGCCAUGGACCCCUAUCCUGUGUGCAUGGGAGCAGUAAAGACCAUGGACCUCUAUCCUAGCUGUGUGCAUGGGAGCAGUAUAUUCCAUGGACCCCUAUCCUAGCUGUGUGCAUGGGAGCAGUAUAUGCCAUGGACCCAUAUUCUAGCUAUGUGAAUGGGAGCAGUGGCCCCUAUCCCUGGUUUGUGCACAAGACCAGUGUAUGUCAUAGGCCUGUACCCUGUUCUGUGCAUCCUGUAGGGGACCAGUAUAUGCAUUUACUUGCAGGAUUCCUGUCUGGUCUACACUGGACUUGUCUAGAUGUGAAGGAAGGCGUACAUGCAUGUGUCUUGAAGGGAAUAUUCAGUAUGUGCACUUAGUCCACUAAAAAUAUGCACAGUAGAUGCACUCUGUGUCCUUGUUGGGAAUUGUUGGAAGCUAAAAUAUUUGGGCACAAUAACCAGAUUGCUUAAAAAUGAAAUCCAUGUUGAUACCCACAAAUUCUCAGUUAAGUGAAUACUUAUGUAAAUUUGUUUUUAUUUUUUUGCAACACAUUCUCAAUUUACUGCAAUCCCCUGUCUCUUUAUCCCCCAAACUAUUUAUAAUAACACAAGAAGCAAGAAAUGCUGUCUGGAAUGCAAAAUUAAAAAAUAAUGUAUCCCAGAUACCUUGUAUGUAUCUUUAGUUUAUUCAUGUUGCUCUAUUACCUGGUGAAUGUUCUUUGUGAGGUUAUACUCUUGUCUUGAGAAAACGUUUCCUGUUGAGACUGAAACGUUUAUACGUUGUGAUUACCUGAUUUUGGAGUUAAUAAAGCACUGAAAAGUUUGAUUUUUAAAAUUCUGACCGUGCGCUUCUCCUUGUUUGGUAUAAUUAGGGCCGGUUGCUGUACCAGAGUACGCACGGAUUAACUAAACUGUGUAUGCUCAGUUAUGAGUUAUACUCAGUUAUGAGUUUUCCCUUGUGACAUGAGAGCGUGCUUGUGUCGGUUCACUGUCCCAUUCCACUACUUUGUCUGUGAAUGGCUUAUCAUGCUUUUUUUGGUUUGGAAAUGAUUGUAUUACGUAGUAGUGACCUAUGUUUAGAGGUUGUUGUGUGUGUUUGUUUUUUUUUUUUUUCAUGAUGACAACUUGCUUCUUUGUCUAUUAGACAAAUUUGUAGAACACAAACCAAAAUAUGAAACUCAUUAAGGUUGUAUAGUCAGCAGGCAUUUGUCAAGAGUCAAUUGCAUACCUGCGGCAAAAUAUAAUCUGUAUUGCUUAUUAUAAAUAGUUUUUUUUUAUUUUGUGUGUAAAGUAGCUCUGUAAAAAAGUAUUCACCAACCUAAAACCAUUUUAUUUUGUAGUAAACCUUUAAUAAAUAGGUUUAUACAACAGUAAGAAAAAAAGUGUAUUUAUGAUACUAUACUAAUAUAGUAAAUUAAAUAUUAGAUAUUAUAGGGCUAGGUAAUUGUGUGUGGGAGAGGGGUAUGGGGGGACAGCUGGUGGAUGAUGUCUAUGGCACCAUGAGGGUACUGUAAGUGAGAACAGUUGCAUGAAAUUAAUGUAACUGACCAAUGUUGGACAGCAUUGAUAUUGUCAAUGUGGAAUAGUGAUAUGGACAUCGAAGGGCUGGACUAUGUGCAUCUGGAGGACCCUUGGUUUGUGCCAAAUCAUUUGAAAACAAUGCCACUACCAACUUAAUAAAACAUGGGUGGCAAAAGUAUGCCAUCCUAUAUGAACCCAAUGUAAACAUGUUUUCUAAACCGGUGAAAGGCUCAAAUGGCAAGUGAAAAUUAACUCCAGAGGAGUAAAAUAAAUUCACUGGAGGACUUGAAAUAUCAAGGACUGCUUUUGAAGUAUUCAGUGUGCCAAAAUGUAUUAUAUUUGGCAUCUAAAUCUCAUAGCAGCCACAAAAAUCACAGUAUAUAGUGUGUGUGUGUGUGUGUGUGUGUGUGUGUGUGUUAUCAUCAUUUACACUACAUGACCUCUACCAUCCAUUCAAAACCAUGUCAAGCAUGCAUACACCUUUUUUUUUUUUUUUUGGUUGUACAUAGAUAACAAGUAUACAAUACAAAUCCUAAGUACCAUGACAACUAUGAAUUGUGUUUGUCAGCCCUGGCCACCAUAGGGUCCCCCCAAGUCUGCUGGCUGUGAGCAAUAGAAGCAGUGGCGAGGGAGCUGUAAGCUUCUUGCUCUGGUCCCUCGCACGCCCUGUUGUGAUGCUGGGAGUCGGAAUAUGACAUCACUAAAUAGGAUGCAGAGCAGGCAGGUAAGGUAGUGUUUACAUUGAAAAGCCUGCUGGACAGGCUAGAGAUACCAGAACCACUACACUAAGCUGUAGUGGUUCUGGUGACUAUAUGACUAUAGUGUCCCUUUAAGAUUUAUAUUUUUGUUAUAUAAAUCUGUUUAAAAAACAAAACAAAAAACCUGGCUCCUAAGUUUUGUGGGGUUUUUUGUAUUUUUUUUAAGCUGGCUCCUAUAUUUAAAUUAAAUUUGUCAAGCACUGCCGUACUAUGCACAACUAAUUAUUGAAAUCAUGGCAGUUGUGCUGUAUACUUGUGAUCAAUUUACUCCAAUUGAUUUCUGUGGGGGAGCUGGAUGCAAAGUAGUAGUAACUGUAUGUAGUAUGCUUGAAUGAUUGUGUUGGGGGAAUCAAAGUACUAAUAAAAAUAGUAAUAAAGAUUUUGACAUAUCCGCUAGCUUGCUUGUCAAGCUAGGAUACAUUAUUCCAAAUUUGGUUACAGUGUCCAUGUUAGUGAAAUAUUCACGUAGUGUCCGUUUAAUAAAGUACUAAACGGAAUUUAGUCAGAAUGGAAUAUAAAGUUCCAUUUGAAUUGACUCCCUAAUACAGUACAUUUAUACUGUAAUGUCUCUUUUAAUUUGUGUGUUGUAUGUGACCCUUCUAAUUGAAAAUGUUUAUACUAGGUAGCUCAGAAUAAAUGAUAUCCUACAUUUAGGCAAGAUAAUACUACAGCAAUUCUAGCCAUGUUGCUGACCGUAUUGUUAGAAUUUUAAAGUAAUGCUUCCUUCCUUUGACACCUCCUUUAGAUAUCCUGUUGUGUUUAUAUGGGAUCACAUUUCAAGGCCAAAGGCACAGACUUGGGUAGUCCUAGCAGAUGGCUGUCUGCUUUUGAGGCAAUAAUAAAGGGCUAGGGUGUCCUUUGAAAUGUCCCAGUGAUAAAAGGCAGUGUACACAAGUAAUCAUGGCUACUAUCACAAAUGUGCUUCUGCAAGGAACAAAUGCACACAGUGUAAAAUCAAUUUAAACACAAAUCACUGUUUAAAGGGACAAAAUGUAAAACAUUUUAAUGGGGAAAAAAACGGCUAAAAUAUUUAAGCUUUAAAGUAUAUUUCUUUGACUUUUUCUUUCUUAAAGCACAAUGGACUGUCUGGAAGAAAUGUGGGGGGAACAGUGAUAGAAAGAUUAAUAAUAGCUUGCUAGAGAUAUGGAGAUUAGAGGGGCUAUAGGAAAUGAGAUGUGAGCAAAAUAAAAUAUGUGCAGGAAGACCAGUAGUAAAACAAGGGGACUUUGAUGGAGCAGUAGAAAAGAGGAGGGGAACACUUUAAGAGGGUGGAGCACUGACAGAAAGUGUAAGGGAGGUGGAGAGUUUGAGUGCCAGGGCUGCAAAAUGUCUGGGCAUUUAGGAGAUCUACAGACAGUCUAAGUGAACUGGCAACCUAGCUGACUGUGGGUAAGAGACUUUGAGACUAAAAUAUUAGCACGUUCUUCCUUUUGUUAAUUGUUCCUGGAGAUACCAGUAGAAAAGCUUAGCUUUACAUUUUGCAUAUUCAAAUGAAUGCAUCAAAAGGUAGUCAAAUGAGUAACAGAACAAAUAAUUCAUAUGCAAUGUGAAUUAAAAUUCCAUCAGAUUGUGAGCAUCUUAAAUUUAGCAUAUGUGACUAAUGUAUCAUUUUCAGUAACCCAAGUCUGGUAUAUAUUGCUGAUAUCAAUUGUCAGACUUAUUUGUAGCUUUGGGCAUUCAGUAGAAUGUUUUAGUAGAGAGAUGGAACUUUAGAUUUGUAAAAGUGACAGUAUGUUUUAAAUACAACCUUCAGUGGAUUGGUAUUUUAGGGUUUUUGUGCUGAUGGUACAUGUACUAAUCAGUAAUAAUGUAUACAAUGUCUACUAGUUCUGUACUGUUUUUGGUUUGAGGGUUAUUAAUGUUGCAUAAUAACAACAUAAUAAAUUAUGUAUUAAAGUGAGAAUUGUCAAGAACUGAAAGUGAAUUUCUAAUUUAAGGACAAAAUAGCUGAAUUUUUCCAGUUUGUCUAUUUUGGCCUUAAAUGUGAUAAUCGCUUUGAAUUUCUGACAGUUCUGCUAAUCUGUCUUUUAAAAAAAAAUAAAAAAAUUUAGUGAAUAAAUAACCGAAUUGCAGAAUGUAGGCUAAGAGUAAUAAGAUGAAGAAAAAUCUUAAAUUCAGUUAUAGUGUGUUAUUUUCACAUUGCUGAUAAUGUUGUCUUUCAGUGAACCACAACUUAGCCAUGUUUAGUGAAUACACCCCUUGGCUGUAACUAGAUGUUAAUAACUUAUUUUGUGUUUGUUGUCUUUUUGUGUGGGUAGGUUAAAAGGAUUUAUAUGAUCACUGUCUAGACUGACACAGAGUUAUGAAGGUAACUUUAAUUUGCUGUUCCUAGUUAGUUUUUGGUUUUUUUUUUUUCCCCUAACCUUUCUCCCCAUUUAGCAUUUUGGUUGCUUGGUUUGUAAAGUUCAAGGAACUGAACAAUUCAGUUCAAUUAAUGACAAGUCAUUGAGAUGAUAAUGUAUUCUUGCUGGGCGUUUUAAAGAAGCUAUUGACAGAGUUAAUUAUACAACUUCUAUAGAUCUAGAGCUCUUAACCGGAUGUAGACAAUACAUGUCCUUUUUUUUUUUUUUUUUUUACAAUGAUUUUAGAAAUUAUAUAAAUCAUUAUUUUUCUAUAGGUUUUAAGUAUUCUGACACCGUAUCUGGCAAAUAUAUUUUAAGUACGCUUGGAUGUAUUUACUACAGUGGCUUUUAUGAGCUAAUUCUUUCAUUUAAAAUAGCUUUAGGAUAGCUAAAUGAUAAUACAACUUGUUGGGACUUAGAGGAACACUAUAGCUUUAGGAAUACAAACAUGUAUUCAUAACUCUUUAUUGUCCUGCUACCUAUCUACAUAUUGUUCUCCCCCUCCCUUGACGUUUUGAAAGGCCUCGCCAUGCCAGUGUCCACGAUGCCGUUCCACCUCCUUGACUGAGCUCAUGAUUAUCUCAUCCAUACCAAAGCUUCCUCAUAGGGAAGCAUUGGGAGGCAGUAAAACACUACGCCAAUCAAAUGCUGCUCUAGGAGAAACUUUUGAUCUAUAACAGAGUUUGACUCCGAUAUAGCAGGGAAAGUGCCUAUAGUGGCUGUCUUCCUGACAGCCACCAGAGGCAUUAUAAUUUUGCUAUGUUCUCAAUAUUUUUUCAUGCUUAAAAAUGGUGGUGAAGGUGACUUUAGGGUCUCUUUAAAGCAGAUCUGUCACUUUUAAAGGUCUGCAUAUUUUGCAGGAAGGUGACAUCUCCAGUUAGGGUGCAGUUGCCAAGUGGUGUAGUGGUAGUUAGGUUUACCUACCCGAAGUGGUUAUUCAUGGCUGCCUCAAUCUUAUUCCUGCAGGCCUUCUUCUUCCUGCUACAUAUGCCAGACGCCGCAUCAGUUCUGUACACUCACGUGUGUGCGAGGGUGUAACACUGAGGUGUAUGGAGGAUGCGCAAGAGCCUCCUUAGACAGCAAUGAGUGGCAUGAUGACUGAAUCCCACAGCUGUCAAUUGUUACGGCUGUUAGGAUUGGACAAAAGUUGAUGGCGGAGAUCUGCGUUUUCUCAACCUUAAGACAAAGUAGUCCCUACUUUUUGUUUUAUGGUGUGGUUUGUAUUUUUUGGACUGCGUUGGAAUGUCAUUAAAAUUCCAACAGAGCCAGCAUGAGUUUUGCUUAAAAAACAAUAUAUCUCUCUUGUAUAUGAAGUGAGAGAUGCUUUAACUCACUAGGAAAAUUGUCUUGCAUAUGUCUCCUAGUAAAUGUCUACCACUGUAUUCACAUAAAUUCACUAAACCUGGAAUUACAGAGAACUAACAAGUGAAUGUCAACCUAUAGGCUGUAUUGGAAAAUGCGUUAACUCAGGUUUUCUUGUUGUGGUGGUGUGUGGGCGUCAUGAGUUUUCUGCAAUUCCCAGUUUAGGGAAUAAACUUGCAGUGUUCUUACUUUAUUAAAAUUGACAAUUGUAAGUACUUCCAUGCGUCAUUAAAUAUACCAUAAUUAUCUAUUUUUCUAGACGAGGAAGCCUCUGGUGGAGAAGAGGAGGAGAGCAAGAAUUAACGAGAGUUUGCAGGAGCUGCGGGGCAUCCUUGCUGACACAGAGGUGUGUUCCAGUGUUUUUAAAGUUUAAGCUCGAGGCCUGCAUAUGUUCAACAUUCUGAAUACCAAAACCAUAAAGAAUUCUAUGAAAAGGGGGCAUGAUGCACCGAUUGAGCUCUAUAUACAGUACCAAAACUAUUUGUCACUUAAUAUUCUAGAUGGCACUGUUCAAGCAUCUGGGAAUAGUUAACUUUUUUUCCCCUGCUCUGUAAACAGACGUACUCUACCGGCAUACUCGCCCAGCAAUAGGCUGCAAAGGUGGGAGUAACCUAUCCUGCCUCCGUCUUCCAUAAUGGAGUAAAAAUGCUCUCUGGGAUUUAAGGUUUUGAUUACAGAAGAAGUGCAAUGUUAUUGCUGCCAGUAGCGGUCAAAUAUUUCUCCUUAUGCAUUUAAUUAUGUGAAUAGAUAUUUUGUAUUGUACAUCGCUACGGAAUUUGCUGCCGCUAUAUUAUUAUUGUUUACGCAAACGUAAUGAAUUUAUUUUUCUUAUAUUUUUAGUUUCAGUCAAAAAUGGAGAAUGCUGAAGUUCUAGAAUUGACUGUGAAACGUGUACAGAGGAUCCUUCAAAGCAGGACAGCUGGUGAGUGUCUGCUGCAGAGCUUUAUAGGAUGCAUGGCCAAAAUGGCAUAACUACAGCUCAUAUGAUGCUUUAUAGUUCUACAAUAGCCAUCUAUGCACUCAAGUUUACAUAGAAACUUGUCCGGGAUAAUAUAGGUUUAAAGGGACAUUAUAGUCACCCAGACCACUUCAGCUCAAUGAAGUUGUCUGGGUGCCAGGUCCCUCGGGUUUUAACCCUUCACAUGUAAACAUAGCAGAGAAACUGCUAUUUUUACAUAGAAUGAUUAAGCCAACCUCUAGUGGCUGUCUUCCUGACAGCCGCUAGAGGCACAUCUGCGACUCCAGCGUGCAGAACGUCCAUAGGCAAGCAUUGAGAAAUGCUUUGCUAUGGACUGUUUGAAUGCGUGUGCAGCACUUGCCGCGCAUUUGCAUUCCGCUCCACUCUGGAGCUGAUGUUGGCGAGGGAGGUAAGUGGCUGAAGGGGUUUUAACCCCUUCAGCGCCAAGUGAGAGGGACCCUGAGGGUGGGGGCACUAUAGUGUCAGGAAAACGGGUUUGUUUUCCUGACACUAUAGUGAUCCUUUAACCCCUUAAGGACACAUGAUGGAAAUAUUCAGUCAUGAUUCCCUUUUAUUUAAGAAGUUGUGUCCUUAAGGGGUUCAUAUAGGUAACAAUGUAUUGUGCCCUUGCCAUUUUUCUUUUGGCAGCUCCAGGAUUAUUUUCAUUUGGGUGUACCACUCUCCUUUAUGGGAAAACAAAUAUUAAUAAAUUUCUCUAAUUUUACAGAUUCUGAAAGGUUACAGCAUGAGGCCAGUGAGCGUUUUGCCGCAGGAUACAUCCAAUGCAUGCAUGAAGUGCACACGUUUGUGUCCAACUGCCCUGGUAUAGAUGCCAGUCUAGCUGCUGAGCUGCUCAAUCACCUACUGGAGUCCAUGCCUCUAAGUGAGGGUAGCCUACAGGAUCUAGUUCUGGAUGUGCUGCUAGAUUCUCCAAAUGCUGAGGCUGGAUAUGGUUUAGGGAUGCAAGCAUCAUCUUCUGAGGACAGUUGCUCUGACACAGAAGACACAGAAAUUGGAAAAGGUGUCCAUGGGACUGUGCAGGACAGUGACCGAACACCUGAGCUUAAGCCCCCUACACCUACAAUGUGGAGGCCAUGGUGA
Molecule: messenger RNA, 68222 nt
Organism: Pelobates cultripes (western spadefoot toad)
Lineage: Eukaryota; Metazoa; Chordata; Amphibia; Anura; Pelobatidae
Source: the annotation of a GenBank genome assembly